UCUUAACCUCACGACGCGGUUUUGAACUUUGCACAAAGAUGGGAACCAGUCAUUUAUGGUUCAUCGACCGAGACGGAAGAGUUUUCCUUUUUAAUUUACGAGACAAAUCCUGGCGCCAUAUCUCUACUCCCAAACUCGGAUCAAGGAACUGUUUUAAGCGAGUUUCAGCAGUAGAACAGUGCGCGUGGGCGAUCAGCGCUAGCCAGCAGCCGUACCUGUUUGUUCAUUCCACUGAGCUACCGAUCAGAGUGAAAGUACAAACAUACGAGAAUCAAAGAUGGGGAAUUUAUGGAGGAUGGAAAGCCACAGAGAAGUCGGUAAGACCCUCAUUGCUCUUUUAUGAUUAAAUCUCUUAAGCAGAGGACCAGUAUUGAUUAAAAGUGAAAACUUCUGACAUCUUUCCCCAGCCAUUUUCAUAAUGUGACGUUACUAUUAUAAAUAAAUGCACCUCUCAGCAGCCAUCCCGUUUAUUGACCUUGGGGAUUGACCCUUGGGACAUACUUGAGCGUGGCAUGGGAUUUGCGAUUUUCAACCUUUAAUAUUACAUAACCAUUCUAUAAAAGAAGUAUUUUUAAUAAAACAAUAAGAAAAUGUUAUUGAAAUUUGGAAGUGCCUUGGAAUACUGUGCAUUGUGACAUGAGCCUUUAUCUGAACCAACUGUUUCCCCAGGGGGAGCUUUUUUGUGGAGAAAUGUUGUUCUUGGAUGGGGGGAUUUGUAAACGUUGCAGUGCAAAUGCCUGGGGGUCUGUCAAGGGUGACUGCUGAUAAAAGUGCAUAAGAGAAACUUGACGACCUCUUCAUGCUCUUAUGAGUCAGCUGUACUGUAAGUAGUGAAGGCUAGCACUACAGGCUCACGUAUUGGUUUAUGUUUGGAUGAUACUUGGCCAAUGCUUAACCAAUAAUCCAUCAAUCAUAUCCAUCAACCACUGGUCAAGUGUUGUUUGAGUACUGGUUGAUAUAUCUGCUAUUACUUAGCCUCCUAGCGGGCCCUGGUUAUUUUAGUUUAGGGUGAAGGGAGAAAUUUUUGACAAUAGGAGAGGAGGCACAUGUUGCAGAGACCCUGGUUUCCCAUUUAUGCCCCCGAUUUAAUUUGUUUACUUGCAUCAACUGUAGAUUGAAAGCAGAUCAUCUAACAACAUGAAAUUAUUGAUAUAUGACCCGAUGGAAAAUAAUCCUAUGUAUAAAGCAAACAAUGCAAGUUUAAAUUAGCAGCAAACAUGACAAACAUGCUUACGUCAGUCCUGUUCACCCUUUCAUUAACAAAAAUCUCUGCUCUAUUUGUGUCAAUCAAUAAGGGUUAUUUUAAUGAAUUUGUAAAACUUAUGUCUAUUGCCACUUCAGGUGAUGCUUGUAUGAUGUGUUAUACUUUCCUUGCUUUAUUUCUCUUGAACAGUCUUGUUUUUCUUUCAUGUCACAAGCUGACAUUCCCGUAGAAGCACCCCCCCGCUGCUUGAUUAGCCUGCGUAGCAAGCAUUUCCAAUAGAGUUAUUGUGCAAAAGUUAGAGCGGGAGCAAAAAAAAAAGUUGGAAGGGAGAGGGGAAGGGGAGAAGAGGAAAUGAUUACCCGCUAACCCCUCAAUUCUGGAAAAUGCCCCUUGAUAUUUCACGGUUCGGUUCAUUUGUAAAUUGACAGUUCGUCAAAAUAGAACUAACGAACAGAGUACCCCUGGAUUACCAGAUUUGUAAAAUUGCUUUGUUCUCUAACAGAACAUGUUCCAGGCAAUUGCAAGAACCGUAAUAAAAAAGGUUUACAAUAAAAGAAAGUUAAAACUCUGAGCAAUUGCUGCAGAGUUUCUUGUUUUUUGUUGUGUGGCUUUAUCUCAUCUGAAAAUAAUGUUGACAAAACGUCAAAAAUGAUUUGUCCGGAACAAUUCACUCCACCGGCUAUAAGUUUUGCAGAGUGGCUGCUCCUCAGCCUGUGUCUCAUGCGGAAAAAACGCGCGGAAACGCUUGCUACGCAGGCUACUGCUUGAUCCCAAAUUUUGCUUUGCAACGGUUGCAAUGCUGUUUCUGGUCUUUGGACACCAGUCAGUAGAACAAAUAAGUGGAAUAUUUUUAAAGAAUUUUUAAAAAAAUUAAAUUUAUUAAAAAUUAAUUUUUAAAAAACCUUUCUUUUGAACCCGUUAUGAGAUCUUUACCAAGGAUAAGAUGACACAAUGCUUUUCAUUGCGCCAUCUUUGAACUAAACAAUUCAAAAAGUCCCUCCGCCAUGCCGCAUUGUCAUCUGUUUCAGAAAACAUGCCUCGAAUUUCCACCAACUGGCUAAUAAUGCAUUGAGGUGACAGACUAAUUCCCAAGAGCCGGUGGAAUUCUACACACUGUCAUAGAACUUAGAAAAUGGAAAACUAGGGCCUUCCACCACCACGUGGUUGGCUUAGUUGGGAGAGCGCCGGUCUGCUGAGUGGGAGGUCGGAUAAGGACGAAAAACCAUAGGUCCCGUCUCACAGCACUUACGCUUAUCUGGUUCUUGUGGGACAUAAAAGAACCCACACCACUGUUCGCAAAAGAGUAGGGGACGUAGACCCCAGUGGUGGGGUCAACCUUCACACAUCAGAUCAUUCACAUCAUGGGAUGGGUGGGUACAGUAAGCUCAUAAAUGACUGAGAGUGGCUGCCAGUGGUGCCUUUGUAUGCUGACGUCAGAGCUUACUGUUCACAUGUUAAAAUGUAUUGUAAGAAGGCAUGUCUGUUGUCCUCUCAUACGCGGCUCUUCAUUCAUUCAUUCAUUCAUUCACUGCAGGCGACUCCUUUUCUCUUCGUGUGUUCCCCUCGUGAACUCUAUAAAAACUCACCAAAAGAAUAACCGGCACCUGCCACGCAGGGCACCCAUUAUGUCAUAAACCAGGCGGCUGCUACUGAUUAGACAUCAUUGAUCGUCGAAUAACAAACCAUUUGUCUUUUGGGGAGGGGCUCUCAUUUGCUAGUUUUGCCAAGGUUCUCUGUGGGUGCUUAUUUGGGAAUGACAUCUUAUUAGAGCGUAGGCAAUAUUAUUGUUUGAGGAAAGAUGGUAAUGGAAAGUUAUUGACCAAGAAGUAAUAUUAAGCUUCAACCAUAUACUACAGGGCUGUCAGGGGACCAGUCCCCUGAGUACUAUUGUGACAGCAGCAUGACCCCUCAGGCUACUUUCAGAGGAUAUCUUUCAUAUAUGGAGGAGAAAAGAUUGAAUUAUGGCACUAUUACUAUACAAGCAAAAGAUGAAUCCAGAAUACUGCUUUACAUAAGUUACAAGUAAAACAGCUCUGUAACCCAUAGACCUUACCCUGGUGAUACAUAUUUCUUUGUUUACCAGUUGAAAAUUGUGUUUUACAUUUUGCGUGAAUUAAAGCUGUGGAGGGGUAGUGACAUCACUGGAUAGCAUUAAUGCCCAGUGCUUUCAAAUGUCUCACUCGGGAGUGUGUGACUCAAGGAGAUGCCUGAAAUUCAGGCUAACCUUCUUCAAAAUACAGUGUUAUUUGAUAUCCUGUCUAAUGUAUCAAAAACAGCAUGGUUGGAGCAAUGUGAAUUUUGAAGAGGGAAAGAGCACAUUACAGGCCCUCAUUUCUUUGAAGUGCUUUAAUUAUUGACAAUUCUUGCUGUUUCACACAAUGUUUUUAAUUAAAGAUAAUUCUCAAUGUUUUAAAUGGAAAUCCACAACUUGUGUGUAUUGUUCUUGCAGAUAUUGAUGAAACACACAGAUCGUUGGGGAUGGAGUAGUAAAAAUGGUAAACUACAUUUACCCAAGGAAUCUUUUCAGUUGCCAUCUGUUGAGUGGAUCUGGGAAGGUGACUGGUAUAUAGAUCAUGGAAUUGAGGUGGACAAUGAGGUACAUGUAGAUGGAAUUUGUCAUACUGAAACCUUUAAAACUAACUGUAAACUUUAGGUGGGGGGGGGGGGGGGGGUAAUUAACACUUUAAAUAACUGGUAAACCUGUGGCUCACUAAGUGUCCUCAACAGUAAUUUGAGACACUUUCUAGAUCAGUUGGAAUUUGGAUACAGUCAGCUCUCUCUAAGACGGACACCUUCAGGACCGGCCUCUAGUGUCUGUCUUAGAGAUAUGUCAGGUUUAUAGAGAGUCAAGGUAAUUCGGCUAAUUAUAAGAAAAUAAAGCUGAACCUUUCGGCAAUGUAUACACAUCGGUUUUACUGUGCAAACAGUAAAAUCUGGAACAAUCUAAUAGAAAAGUGCUUUUGUGGUUCUCCACGAGGUGUUUAGAAUUGACAAUAAUGGUUUCAAGAUAUGAGCUGUUUGAGAUGAACUGUUUUUGGUUAUGCAAAUUUCUUCCCCUAGUUGUAAUUUACUGUCAUGCAGAGCACCUACAUUUCCUACUACAUAAAUUAACUUCUUAAGUGUCAGCUGGCAGUUUCAAAAGUGUCCAUUGUCCGUCUUAGAGAGGUGUCCGUCUCAUAGAGAGUAUUAUUACAGUACAAUAAAAUGACUGGAAAACAGCAGUGACCAACACCAUGUCUCCAUCUUAGGAGCUGUCCAUCUUAAAGAGGUGUUCAUUAGGAAAGAGUUGACUGUAUGUUGAUUUUUGAGAAGAGGGGGAAACUGCAGUACGUGGAGAAAAACUUUUCAGAUCAUGCAGAGAAGAGUGCUAACAGCAAAAUCUUAUCCCAAUAAUGUUGUUGAUGCCAGGAUUCAAACCUGGUCCACAUUGGUAGGAUGCGAGUGCUCUGACCUUUGCAUUAGGCAGCCUGCUUCCCCAAAUCACUUCUCAAGAUCCUUGCCUUGUUACAGAAUUACACUUCAUCAUAUGGCUGAAUCAACAAGUGGGCAUACCCGAUCUUGCCCGCUCAGGAUACCCUGCUUUGGUCUCAUAUUCUUGGUCAAUAACACAUAUGUAUGUAUUAAAGUUAGUAGCUGGAAUUUGAUUCUCCAGAAAAGAAAUGUCCUGUAUAUACAGUGUGGGACUGUUGGUGACAGUGACAGUGUUAAAAUGAUGUAACGAAGAUCAAACCCAAGUUUUGAAGUUGUAGAAAGAAAGCUUGAAAAAAUUCAGGUUUUUACGGGGCUGAGGUAAAGACAGACAAUUUUUUUUGGUGGAAAUUUCAUAGCCGCUCUUCUGAUCGAUUGUUUUUAGUGGUAGGUCUCAGAAAUCCGAGAUAAACAUCACGAAGGCUGCGUUCCCACGGCGCCAGUCAAAUUUUCGACCGGUUUAAAAAUUUGAGCGGACACGUAGUCACACGGAACCGCUCAAUAUUUUCGCUUUGUUCACACGUAAUUUUGAACGGCUAAGCGUUUGAAUUUUUGUUCGCUUAGGGAACGUGAACGCACGAAUUUUCAACCGGUCGAAAAUAUGUCAGGUGGCUGUCAAGGUUGUUUCCCUUGAACUUUUUUAUGCUUUCUCACCCAGGGACUAGGUCUCGUAGCGGGGAAUAAGGGCGAAUAACGGACUGAGGUAACCUUUUUGAAGCCAAUCUGUUACCUCAGGCAUACUAUGUAUUUAGGACCCGUUUAUGUGGAGAAAACUUCUCAUUAAAAAGAUGCGACCUUUUAAAACAUUUAGCUAUAAAAAUUGCGAACAAACUUUUCUUAAAAACAUUAAAGAAAUUGUUAAAAAAGUUUAAAAAUAUACGACGUUUCGACGCUCUCGGGCGUCAUUAUCAAGUAAAAAAAAAUACAGUACGAAAUGCUAUUCAUCAAAGAACUGAGGCCUAGCCUUAACACUCAGAGUGACUGCAUCAGUGCUAACUCUCUUUGUUCAACUGAUAGCAUACUUUUUAUAUGUUACUUUUCUUUUCAAUGAACUAUUGUUUUUCUUGUAUUUAUAGAACAUUAAUAUAAUACUAUAUUUGUUUACUUGAUAAUGACGUCCGAGAACGUCGAAACGUCGUAUGAUUUUUAACUCUUUUAACAAUUAUUUUUCUUAAAUGGUUUUAAGAAUUUUUUUUUCUCAAUUUUUUAUAGCUAGAAAACGUCUCCCGGGUGUUAGAGUCACUUGCCUACCCAAGCUACCUUGGCUGAGCCAACUUUUCCUAUAUUUCCCUGCAAGCUUUGCGAACUGUUUAUCUUGAAGUGUAACCCACCUAGGCGGGUCAACCUUUUUCGAUGAUAGGGUCCCCUUCCUAGUCGGCCCAACUUUUCUCCAUAUACACUAUAAGCGCUUCGUUGGCUCACCCAGCUUAGUCAACUUGACCUUUGACCAAGGCAAGACAAUCAGAGCAUGCGCGAGCGCUGUUGUCAGCUCGUGGCUCGGACAAAGGGGUCAACUUUUAUCCAUCUAAAUGGGACCUUAUUGCAGGCGGCAAGAGGGACCUGCGAUGAUAAUCUUCAGUUUGCUGUUACGCAUGCACGGCACGUACGUAUAUACCCAGCUUCGUUCGGACUUAAACUAGGAAUGAAUGGAAUACACAGGCACAGAACGCAAUCUGAUCUGAUGCGCGAGUUUGGACCUCUUUUGUUCUAUAUUGAGGGACAUAUUCAGAUUACCCGACAUCGUAUCACCAUCUUUGGCUACAUGUUGAUGAACUUAAAAUUUGUUUGCUCCUUUUGAACAUCUAUCACGUGAGUCUUACGCAAAUCUCUUUGAGCAAAAGCGUUCGUCGAUCGAUGUCACCCGCAGUCUAUAACCUUUGGUUAUUACUAAUUGUUAAUAGUGUACGCUUUUUUUGUUUCAUUUCCUUUAGGGAUGGCAGUAUGCGGUUGACUUUCCAGCAACUUACCGUCCGAAAAAUUUCGCUUUGGCAUGUGUGCGAAGACGUUUAUGGUCACGAUACUACAGAUUCGAUGGCUAUGAUCAGUGGAUAAAGGUUGGCUGUCACUGAAACGUCGCUUAGAAGUGAAUUUACAUUGUUUUAAUUGCUAUUAUUCCAUUUUGUUUCAACUUUUUAAAUAUGGGCGAAUUUUAUUGGAGUUUGCGUACUUAAGGACCGUGUUCAGGUUCAGAAGAAGAAAGCAGAAAUAUUUGUUAUGUGUGUACGUCCUCCAUAAAAAUCUCGCAUCGUUGUCGAGCAUUGAAGGCUAAGGAAAUUUGCAAAAAGCGUGAUGUCGAAGCAAAAUUAUUUUUUGUUUUCUUAUUAAACCUAUUGCUUUUAUGAAGUUCUCCUUGCCGUCACUGCUUUUGGUUGCGUAAACGCCCUUAUAGGCAAGGUGCGGAGGAUUGAACUCUGAAGAAUGCGUAACCACCCGUCUGGCACUCUUGAUUCACGUGGGUUUCUUAUAAAUUGUACCCUUAGCUCUCUAGCGUCUCUCUGUAAAGUUGAAUAUGUGACCGUGGGGGUUGUGGGUACGAGAUUAAGUAUGCAUGUGAUUGGUUUAGGUUCCUGGUUUGAGCGAGGACCCUUGUCAGCAGCCAUUUCAAGAUAUCGCUGUGGGUGGUACAGCUAUUCCCGGACAGGAGCCUGGUUACUUAGCUGUCUGGGCCGUCACGUUUCAAGGCAAGGUUGGUUGUAUUUUGAUUCUUCUCGCGCACAUUCAAUGUGACACUGCUUUCGUUUGGUGAAUAGUUGCGUGGAGAAUUCCCACAGAGGUGAAAGUAAAAUGAAAGCGUCCUCUGUUUUGAAAAGAACCCUCUCUUCUUAUCCUACCUAUAAAGUAAUCGCCUGGACGAUAAUUCCGUCUUUUCCGUGUACAUCAUCCGCCGCCCGGUUAGUUCAAUUGGAUAAGCGUCUGUCUGCCGAGCGGGAGAUCGCGGGUUCAAAUCCCGGCCGGACCAACAUUCAGGGUCUUAAAUAAACUGAGGAGCCGGAAUGUGCUGUCUUUGUUGUGACAUCUACAAAUUGUUAGCCAUUCUAGUCUUUUCGGGUGAGGACCAAAAACCGUAGGCCCCGUCUCACAGCUCUUUCACUGUUCUGAUUCUUGUGCGACGUAAAAGAACCCGUAUUGCUGUUCGUAAAGAGUAGGAGGCGUAGUCCCCGUUGGUGUGGUACAACCUUUUAUGGGUUGGGUGGAUAUUGAAGGGUUUCAUAUUCUAUUGGGACGUAAGUCCUGUUUCAUCCCCUGUCACCGUAGUAAACUCAAUAAAGAUAAAUAUCGUUAUAUUUUCCUUACGUUUUCCUGGCCUCUUGUUAUUCAGGUUGUAUACCGAUCAGGAAUAUCAGAAAAGUGUCCUGAGGGUGAUAAGUGGAUCGAGAUUCCCUCCCCACAAGUUAGCAUCACGCAGCUUUCUGUGAGCCCGUCAGGGAUAGUAUGGGGAGUCACCUGGGAGGGUGUGGCUGUUGUACGGAGUGGAGUCACCUGCUAUGAACCCUUUGGUGAGUAGUGGCCACUUUAGGAACGAGAAGGAACGGAAGACUUCUGGGACUGUUACUGGGGACAAGGGGGUCCCCAUCCAGUAACGAUCCCAGAAACCAUAGCGGGACACAUUUUGCUCUAGUUCCCUCUCGUUUCUUUAAUGGCGAAUUCAGACGAGUUGUUCCUCGCUCAAUUCAUACAACUGUACACUACUAAGAGCCGGCCUUAUUUUCUCGAAGUAUUCAGAGACCCUCUGUGCGAGAGGUUGGGAGUUCGAUUCCGAGGUAUGGCUUUAACCAAUGGGAGGCACUCCCUUAUUUGUCCUAAACGGGUAUGCCGCUGAAUAGGGUAUGGUUUUCUGGGUCUUGAAUCUUGAACAGGGUGUCUUUUUGGAGUGAAAAGCUUAAAAAAAAAGCUUUUCCCCUAAAAUAUCUAAUUCGUUAAUGAAUCGGGUCACCAGGGUUAUGAAAUAAGUAGUAGCGAGGACAGGAACCUACUGAGACGAAAACAUUUUCAGAAGUAAGGACUGGAAUUAAGUCCACAAAUCGCUCUUGGCCAAUCACCCUGGCACAAAGUUCGAUGCGUGUGAACGCCUUGUUUCAGUUCUGUUCCGUCGCCGUUAUACUGUACGGAUAGCUUUCCAUGUCGACACGAAUAGCUAUGCGGUAGAGAUAAUGACUAUUUCGAGCUGCCGACAUUAUGACAUAUAUACCUCAUCGAAUACAGCGCGCCAUUUUGAAAUGGCUAUGUAGGGCACAUGUGUGUGUUCACUUUCAUACGAACGCAAUGAGCCAGAUGGCGAAUUCGUAGGAAAGACAGCAAAAUGCUAAUCAUGAGCUGUUUUGAUUAAAUGACUUUUUUUAUGUCAGCAACUUGAAAGUCGUUUAAACGCAUUUAACGUCUGAGACGUUAUAGGCGACUGGUGUAAAAACGGGACGCAUGAAAGUCGACGACAAAAAAAGGUUUUCUGAUCAAAAGACACAGCAAUGUCUUUUUCCAGUCGUCUCCGGACGCGUUGCGCUUAAAUGCGUCCCAGUUGAUUUAAGGCGUCCCCUUUUUGUACUAGAUGCAAUUAAGUCUGAGGCUUAAACGUCGCCUGGCUUUAAAUGCGUUUGGCUUAACAAAAACGGCCACUAUGUUUGUGAAUUUUGAUUAAAGGGACAAUGUGGGAGAAAGUUGCUUCACCAGACGUGCCACAAGAACUGGGUCCUUGUCGCUUGCUACAAGUGUCUGCUGGACUGAACAGCGUUUGGGCUCUCACAAAGGAUGGACAGGUACACACCUGAAAACGCUUUUUACGUCAUGCGAAAAAAUCUUUACAAUUCAGCCAUGUAUAUUUGCGUUAUUGACCAAGCGUGAGGUCAAGAUGCUCAGUCAAAAGAUUGAACUUCCGAGCGAGUAGAAUAGGUCCACCUGCCUGCUCGGGUAGUCAAUCAGAACACAGGUUUGGCUUCGUCUUGCGCGCUGGUGUAGUCAACCAUAUAAUAGGGACUUACUAUCUAUAAACGACGGCGGUAGUGAAAACGUCCGCCUCUCAAAAGCUGUGUAUGCGUCGUUUUGAAAUUUUUCGCGAUUAUUUCAACUCGUCCAGUCCUCAAAGUGGGGAAAUACGCUGGAGCCGAAGAGAGAGCCGUACACGUUUAAAGAGUACUUUAAACUUGGUCAUUUCACGUCGUAGCUGUGUAAGGAAGACGAAGUAAGAGCGUGAUGCCCGUGCAGAAUUGUUUUGCUCACUAACGUAUUGCUUUUUUGACGUUCUCGUUUGCGUCUUCGUCAUAGUUUCGGCACUUUCCGUUUAUAGUCAGAAAAUGGCUGGUUAGAAAUUCGCUAUUAAUCAGAAGUGUUGAGCUAGAUCAAUGUAAAAAAUAAAAUGGAAAGAGUAAUUUUUACUCACCGGUGAAAUAGGUACAGUUGAACCUCUCCAGAACGGCUACCUUGGGGACAGAAGAACGUGGCCCUUGUAGAGAGGUGGCCGUUGAGAGAGGUUUAAACAAGAGUCAAUGUAUAGACUGUCCGCCAAAUAAAGUGGCUGUCGCGAAGAGAUGGUCGUUGUGGAGAGGUGGCCGUUAGUGGAGGUUCGAUUGUAGUACGUACUAUUAUGAAAUUAAUUCCGUUGUCUUCUUUUUGUAGCUAUUUCGUAGGCAGUAUAGUAGGGAUGUUUUACUCCUUUUUUGAAGUGAAAUCUCGUUAGUUCGAAGGGGAAUACAUUAAAAAAUCAAUGACGUCAUCGGUGUUAAUGUAUUCCACAGGAGCAAAACAUCCUUUCUAUACUUCUUUGGUAUCAGUUGUCAGUACCUGUUGCACGGGGAAAGUAAAAUAACUCUAGUUAAAUCGUUAGCUACAAAGUGAUAGCCUGAUAUUUGAUUCGUCCGAUCAUCACGUCCGACCACAGAUAGGAUUUCAUCGUACGUAGGUAGAGUUUCCGUCGGACAUUGUCCGAUGUCUGUCUAUUAUUUGCAGCUCUGUCUUUGAUUUCUGUGCAGGUUUGGUUUAGGAAAGGUCUGUCAAGAGCAAAUGGCCAAGAAAAUGCGGUAACUGGAUCAAAGUGGGUGGAAAUGGUCGGAAAAUUUUCUCUUAUUACUGUUGGAUUGAACGAUCAGGUUAGUACUUCAUCUACGCCGAUGCAGACGACAUGGCAGCAGGGAGAACGGAAACGCCGCUUGGGAUUUUAAGCAACCAGGACAGCGACGGAGAUGGGGACGCCCCUUACAAAGUGUGUGGUUUCUUGGUGUUGCGGACGUGUGCAAUCACCAAAUGACGUAAUACAAAAGAUUGAAAAAGCACUGAACAAUACACGCACCACAACACAAAAGCGAACCCACAAUGGUUUCCGCAACACUAAGAAACACCCACAAAGUGCAUGCACGUUCUUUGACGAUUAAUAGUGGUUAUUCCAACAGGCUCAAUUGGUUAAAUGAAGGCGGGUUUUCCUGGAGUUGAAUUUUUAAGGAGCAUACCAAAGUUAAAAAAUAGGAAGAAAAUUUUGUCGUCGAGUGUUUUCACGUCCUCUAUAAUACGUCACACUGGAAAGUUUCACGUCGUAGUCGUGCAGUGACGGCGGAGAAAUGUCAAAAAAGCGUGAUGCAUCUGAAGAGUUGUUGUUUGGUAAUAGGUGCGUUUGUACUAGACCUGUUCCCAAAGCUGCCCUUGCGGAAAUGGCUGGGUUUGGGUUCACCGUAGGUUUUGAUUUCUUUCAUGUUUGCGGUUACACAGUAAUAAUAAUAAUAAUAAUAAUAAUAAUAAUAAUAAUAAUAAUAAUAAUAAUAAUAAUAAUAAUAAUAAUAAUAAUUAUUAUUAUUAUUAUUAUUAUUAUUUAAUAUUUAUAUUGCGCAAAAUACAUGUAAAUAUGAUCAAAUGCUUUGGUUUCCUAUUAACCCAUAGAACCUACGUCGAGAACUGUCAUGGGUAAUUCUUUCGUUCCAAUUUCCCCGAGGCAAUUUUUCCAUAGGGAAUUCGGUCACACAGAAAAAUUGCUUCCCCGUGGGUAAGAGCCAUUUGCCUGUGGGUAAAACUGCUAGCGUGACCACACCUUAUUAAACCGAUUGCUUUCCUCAUUGCCGUCGCCGUCGUGGUUGCUUAAACUCCCCACUAUUAAUAUAAAUUUUGGUAUUCUCCAAUCAGUCAGUGUAAGACGAAGACUGCGGACUGCGGACUGCGGACUGUAGACUGUGGACCAGGGGUAAGAUGCAGACUGCGAGUAAAAUGCAGACUGCAGAAGUUUUAAACAUUUGUGCUCCUUCUUCUCCAAAUAGCUAGCUGGCACAUUCGCCAGAAGUUUCAUUGAACAUCCGAACAGCAAAAGUGUGCGUACCUUGAUUUGCGAUAUUUUCAUAGAAGGUUAUCCAGCAGAACAUCUUUCUUUGUUCUUGGAAUGAUUUACUCCCUUUUUGAUCACCGUUAUUCUUUCUGUACAGUAUUCUGGGUCAGCAGCUUUUAUUUAAGUGUAAACAUCUUGGUUUUGUACCAAUUCACGGUCACGUGUAUCGAAAACUUGGAGCGUGAGGUCUCUAGAACGGAGAAAAGGUUCCAAGAUUGCGAUUGUGUUUUCGGGUCGUCGACGACGUUGAAUGGAUUUGUGAAAGCAGAUGUCAAGUAAGUGAUCGUUUACAUGCAUUUGCGGGAUUUUUUUGCCCUUAAACUCUUCCGCAACUACAGUUUAUGCUCGGUCUGCAUUUUACCCCAGUCAGCAGUCCUCAUUCUGCAUUUUGCACCCAGCCUGUGUUUUACUCUCAGUCUGCAGUCUGCAUUUUACCCCAGGUCCGCAGUCCGCAGUCCGCAGUCCACAAUCUAUUUUUUACACCGGCCGAUUCUCCAAUCGCGAUUAUUUCGACUCGCUGAAACUGCCAUUUACAGGUGAAAUUUUUCAUGGUUGAAUUCCUGGUGGCCACACACAUGUUUAGAAAAAAACAAAUCGUCAUUUAUAUUUGGUGUUUACGUUCUCCAUGAGACGUCAAGUAAAGAAAUGUCACUCCUUAGUGGUGUUGUGACAGUAAGGUAGUAAAAAAAACUGUGAUGCACGAGCAGAGUUGUUGUUCUGCAAAUUAAACCUAUCAUUUUUCUUCGUUAUCUUUGCUAUUUUAUUUCGAGGAGCAGGAAUUGAAAGAAGUCUUGUCAUGCGUUGUUUCCGCAUUCUUUGAAAGUUUACUUUUAUUGUCUCUAACCUUUCUCAACUUUCUAAAAUGAAUUUUAGUUUAAUAAAUGAGCAAAAGCGUUUUGAGCCUUUAACACUCUCAAACAGUAUCUCUUCCAAUCUUUCGAUUAGUAAUACUUCAAACCGUCUUUUGCAGACAAUCUGACUGGCAAUUACUUAAAAUUAUUUAACGUCAAUUAAAGGGGACUUACUUGAAAUUUUUUAGGGGGACUACUGGCAUGAGCCCGCUGAGGCGUCUCCUACUUGUCUUAUUCAAAAACUGAUUUGCAAUAGCAAGCUUUCGGUAUAUUAAAAUUCAGCAUGAUAGCGAGUCUUAGAGGACACAAACAAAGAAAAUGAAUAAACAUGAAUAAUCAUGAUUUAUUCAUUUUCCUUGUUUGUGUCCUCUAAGGCCCGGUUCAGACGCCGCUCCACUCAUGUGCCGAACAUAACUGAGUUUGGUUCGACUUUGGAGCAACAUUGGCGUGACAUCUGAUUCAGACGGCGCACCGUGUGUCGAACCUAAUCUUUAUUUCACGUAAGGACUUAUGGGAAGAUUUAUAAAUUAUCAUAAUGUAUGCAUUUGAUUCGGCACAUGAGAAGAACGCCGUAUGAAUCACCUGCCGCUCCAAUGUCGAAUAAUGCGACAGACCCUGUCGAACUUAACGUUUUUGCCGCACCAAAUUAAAACUGCCGUACCAAACUGAUUCAGACGCCACUCUUUUGCCGUACUAAUACCUGAUUUAGGUUCGGCACAUGAGUGGAGCAGCGUCUGAACCGGGCCUAAGACUCGCUAUCAUGCUGGAAGUUGCCUAUUAAAAAGUUAUUAGAAAAAUUUAAAGUCAUUAAUUUAUUUCACACUUAACAUUUCCUUGCUAAAAGUGGUAAAUAUGACUAGGCGGCGCUUUGUUUGAGCACUUAAUGUUCUUCGAUAAAGAAUUUCUUUUUUAAGUUUAAAAUGUCGGGACCGUGUCCAACUGUGCUUACACUGAUAUAUACAUUUUAUAUGUACAUUGUGCGAUCUUGUUGGUUAGAAUUUUCUUUGAGUUAUCGCUUGAUUUACUUAUCACGUGGUUUAAUGUUCAAUUUAUCGAUCGCCGCCUUGUAGGGAGAAACGUUUGCAUUCACCAGUCACUUCUUGGACUUGGUCACUCCCCGAAAAUGGGGCUGCGUUUCGGGACUGAGUUUCGUGACUUCCUGCUCUAAAAAAUAAAAGUAAUAAUGAUAAACGAUAGCAUUCCUGAAUUUUCUCAUCCGAACACGCCCUCCACCGCUUAAGAAAAUCUUUCUCCUUUCUUAACAACUCAAUAUUGCGGCUAAAUAUUCGCUGAUAAACGUGACUACUUUGAGACUUAGCAUCCCAAAUUCCAAAUUGGGGACAGUUAAUCAGUCUUUUAUACGCAUUUUAAUUUAGUCAACAUUUUUUUGUCAUACCUGCAGACAUAUAGCGAGGAAUGAUAAACGUCCAGCCAUUAUCAUUAACUAAUUAUUGCAGACUACAAGAGCAACUCUGUGGUUGUGAUAGUGGCUUCAUGUGCCAAUCAAAACAAAAAAUUGAACAAACAAAAUACAAGCUUCUCCUCUAUGGGAACCUCUUUUCAUUUAAACGCAAAAAUGUGGUUUUGUCUACGGAGUUGAAAGUAACCAAGGACUAGUGCAGUUGAAAUGAUAAAACCAAAAGUUUUCCUUCUAACUGUGCAUGACCAAGCACCACAGUUAGUCAGCCGAGCCGGGACUGGACCAUCUUCAAGUCCAACCUAGGGGUGUCAAUAAAUGUCUACUAACCUUAACGUUUGAAAAUCCAAUGUCACGUUGUCUCCAAUCAGCAUAAAAGGAGCCCAUUGUCCAACGUCAGAGAAGCCGUUUUCUCUCAUCCACUUCAUGGCCUGGUGAAGAGAUUCACUGGCACUUUCCCUACGAACAAGGUGCUCGUAGAAACGACUCAUAAACUGCAUUGUCGCUUCGUCGUAUAUGGCCCACAGUGCCACCAACACUGACCGUGCACCGGAUCCUAAAAAUGCUCGAGCAAUACCAACCACUCCCUCCGUCUUGAUCUGUCCUUUUGCACUGUGACAACAGCUAAGGACUACCAGUUUGGCUCGCAGUCUAACUUGUGAAAUGUCAGCCAUUGUCAAUAAGUAGUCUUCUUCUUGAGGUUUCCUAUCAGUAAAAGGUGGAGGGGCAAGAACAAUUUCUCCCCUUUCGGCAUUGCCGUGACAAGCUAAAUGUAUCAGAGAUACUGAAUUUAUGUUUUUAAGGACCGCCUGCUUUGUUGCCUGCUUUCCUAGCAGAGGUUGAAUGCCGAGAUGUUUUUCAAUCAUCUCUACUUCGUCGCCUGCAAAAGGCAGCCUCGAUAUUUGCUGAAGAUUUCCCUUGUAAAGCACCUCACCCACAUCAGGGUCCCCUACUAUCAGUGCACCAGUGUGGCUGUGAUAAUCUGCUGGACUGUCCUGAAUCAUUUUGAGAGUUGUCAAAGAGGGAAUGAUGCGAAUCCUGAAAGACUCGGAUAAAUACUUUCCUUUUUCGUCCUUUAACGCUGCAAAUGGAACUGUGAAAAGCAAGCGAUCAGGAACAAUGAUGAUUUCGGGUUUAUCAAGCAGUUCAGCGACAGGAGCGAUGAUCAUUUUGUAACCAUCGGCAAGAGUAAGGAUGUGCUGCUGGUCGUCUGCAUCCUCUUCUACAAGGCGGGACACUGUGAGACUAUUUUCUUGUGAUGACUUGCGCUUUUGGUGUAAGAGAUCAUUUGAAGGAAACCAGGAUCGAUCUUCGCAUUGCUCCGGAGCUAAGCACUGUACCUUUCUGUAAAUCUCGCUGGAAAAAACGUCAGCCACUCUGCUUGCUGAUCGUUUGCCAGCGAAACAGUCAUUGACGUUUUUGUGUCGCAAAAUUAAUUGGUUGUCUGCUUUAACAACAAACAAAUUAAUACAGUCCUCAUAGUAUGAAAUGUAAAGACAAACACAGUUGUUUUCUUUCUUCAUGAUUCUCUGAAUACCAUCCCAUGCCUGUGGACAGACUGAUCUUUCGUUUUGUGUGGAGUAUUGGGCUGACAUCAAGUCUGCUAGGGCUCUGCCUCGUCCAAUUUCCUCUGUGUAAAGACCUUCGUAAGGAUUCCCAGUAAGGCAAAGCAACUGACUCAUAAGUCUAUAGUAACUACUGGUCUUGUCAAAAUACGAUAUCUUGAAUUGGUCAUGCUCUUUCAGAAAACGGCGAAUAACUUCUCUAUUGUUAAUGCUUGCAAAGAAAUGUGAUUUAGCUUCAUGUGUGUUGUCGAUUAUCGUGCAAUAUGAAAUAAUUAAGUGGGUUAAUAACUCUUGUUCUAUCUCCCCAAUGUCUUUAUAUAUUGCGAGUGCUCUUUCUAAAUAUUCUUUAGUCUUGACGACAUCAUCUCUGUAAAACUGACGUGCUAGAAGUUCAUACAGUUUUGCUUCUGUUUUCCUGUCGCCGAUUUUUUCGGAGAUUUCAAUUGCUUUUUCUAAAUAUUCUUUAGCCUUGCCAAAUUCUCCUCGAGUUUGAAAGAUUACUCCUAGGUCUCCGUAGCAUGUGGCUUCUGUUUUUCUGUCACCAAUUUUGUUCGCGAAUGCAAGUGCUCUUUCCAGGUAUUCUUUACCCUUGGUAUAUUCGUUGAGAGACUCAAAGACUUUUCCUAGGUUUGCAUAGCAUGCGACUUCUGUUUUCCUGUUGCCAAUUUCUUGUGCGAUUGCGAGGGCUUUUUCAGAAUAUUCUUUAGCCUUGACAUAUUCACUGAGACAAUGGAAGACUCUUCCUAGGCUUACAUAGCCUCUUGCUUCUGUUUCCCUGUGGCCAAUUUUUUCAGCGAUUGCAAGUGCUUUUUCUUGACAUUCUUUAGCCUUAACAUAUUCACCGAGAGAAUGAAAUACCAUUCCUAGGUUUACAUGGCACUCGGCUUCUGUUCCCCUGUCGCCAAUUUUUUCUGCUAUUGGCAAUGCUUUUUCUUGAUAUUCUUUAGCCUUGACAUAUUCACCGAGAGAGUGAAAGACUCUUCCUAGGAUUACAUAGCAUUUAGCUUCUGUUUCCCUGUCGCCACUUCUUUCAGUGAUUGAGCGUGCUUUUCUAAGGUAUUCUUUGGCCUUUGCAUAUUCACAGAGAGACUGAGAGAUACUUCCUAGGUUUAGAUAGCAUGUGGCUUCUGUUUUCGUGGUGCCAAUUUUUUCUGCGAUUGCAAGCGCUUUUUCUUGAUAUGUUUUAGCCUGGUCGUAUUCACCGAGAGACUGAAAGACAACUCCUAGGUUUUCAUAGCAUUCGCCUUCUGUUUCCCUGUCGCCAAUUUUUUCCCCUAUCGCUAUUGCUUUGUUGAGGUACUUUUUGGCCUUGCCAUAUUCAGCAAGAAACCAAGAGAUACAUCCUAGGUUUAAACAGCAUUUGGCUUCUGUUUCUCUGUCGCCAAUCUGUUCUGCUAUUGCAAGUGCUUUUUCUUGGUGUUCUUUAGCCUUGUUAUAUUCACAGAGGCCCUCGAAGACUCUUCCUCGGUUUACAUAGCAUUUCGCUUCUGUCUCCCGGUCUCCAAUUUUUCUAGCGAUUGCAAGUGCUUUUUCUUGAUAUUCUUUAGCACUGUCAUAUUCCCUGAGAAAAGGGUAGAUACAUCCUAGGUUCACAUAGCAGUUAACUACUGUUUGGCUGUCGCCAGUUUUUGCGGCGAUUGAAAGUGCCUUUUCUUGAAAUGUUUUAGCCUUGACAUAUUCACCGAGGGACUGAAAUAUGUUUCCUUGGAUAACAAAGCAUUUUGCUUCUGUUUCGUUGUCGCCAAAUGUUUUUGCGAUCGCAAGUGCCUUUUCUUGGUAUUCCUUAGCUUUGUCAUAUUCAGAGGUCGGAUGACAUAUACAUGCUAGGUUUAUAUAGCAGUCGGCUUCUGUUUCCCUGUUGCCAUUUUUUUCUGCAAUUGCAAGUGCUUUUUCUUGAUACUCUUGAGCCUUGACAUUUUCACCGAGAAAAUUAAAGACUUUUCCUAGUUUUACGUAACAUGCGGCCUCUGUUUUUUUGUCGCCAUUUUUUUCUGCCAUUGCAAGUAGUUUCUCGAGGUAUUCUUUAGCCUUUACGAAUUCACCAAGGGACUGAAAGACUCUUCCUAGGUUUUCAUAGCAUGCUGCUUCUGUUUCCCUGUCGCCAAUUUUUUCUGCUAACCCAAGUGCCUUUUGGAGACGUUCAUUGGCCCUGGAAUAUUCACAGAGGCACUGAGAGAUAAUUCCUAGGUGUGCAUAGCAUUUGGCUUGUGUUUCCUUGCUGCCAAUUUUUAGUGCGAUUGCAAGGGCUUUUUCUUGACAUUCUUCAGCCUUGUCAUAUUCAUGGAGAGACCGAAAGAUACUUCCUAGGUUAACACAGCAUUUAGCUUCUAUUUCCUUGUCGCCGAUCGUUUGUGCAAUCGCAAGUGCCUUUUCUUGAUAUUCUUUAGCCUUGGCAUGUUCACCAAGAGACUGAAGGAUACUUCCUUGGAUAUCAUAGCAUUUGGCUUCUGUUUCCCUAUCGCCAAUUUUUUCUGCGAUUGCUAUUGCUGUCUCCUGAUAUUCUUUAGCCUUGACAUAUUCACCAAGAAACUGAAGGGUAAUUCCCAGGUUUCCAUAGCAGUUGGCUUCUAUUUCUCUAUCGCCAAUGUUUUCUGCGAUUGCAAGUGCUUUUUCUUGACAUUCUUUAGCCUUGACAUAUUCACCGAGAGACACAAAGAUUCUUCCUAGUGUUACAUAGCAUCGUACUUCCACUUCUUUUUCUCCAGUCUCUAUCCCAAUGCUAAUUGCUUUCAAGCAAAGCUCUUUUGCCUUACCGUACUCACGUUGGCAUUUAUAUGAUUCCGCCAUGGAACAAAUUACUGUUCCUUCUAAAGUUUUGUUGCCAGUCUCUCUUGAAAUGACGAGAAGCCUUUUGCCACAUUUGAUUGCAUUCCUGUGAUCCUUAAUAAGACGGUACGCUUCAGACAUCUGUACAUAAACCAUUAAAUAAGUUCGCCUAACAAACUCCUUUUCAUAUUUUAGUGCUUUCUGGCCGAGAAGAAGUAAAUGUUCUUUGCAUAACUCGAUGGAUUUAUGAACACGAUUUGUGUUAAGGAGGUACAAAGAAACAAAAACUGUGACCUUGAUGGCCCACAUAACCUCUUCUAUGCUGUACAUGACAAGAUUUUAAGAGCUGAAAAAAAGACAAAAAGAAAAGAUAAAGAACGUACACUAGACGAAAAAAAACAGAAACAAUGUACAGUUGAUUAAAUCAGUACUUGAUCGAAAUACCUUCGUGAUCGCCUUAUCAUCAUCAUUUAUUUUAUCGUGGUAAAUGUAAAUGUAAAUGUAAAUGUCGCGAUUGAGAGGACAAACAUACAUGUCCUCUUUACAUAGCUUUUUGCAGUGGGCUCGGACAUCAGCAUACUAAGGGCGCCGAUGGCAGCCGCUAUCAGUCCAUUUAUGAGCCCACUGAACCCUCCCAACCCAUGAUGAGUGAUGAUGUAAGUGAUGAAGAUAGACCACAACACCGGGAACUACGUCCCCUACUCUUUUCGAAUAGUGUGUGGGUUCUUUAACGUCCCACAGAGUUAUAUGUGAACAAGGUUUGUGAGUCAUUACAAAGACAGCACUUUCUCCUCAGUUGUUUUUAGACCCUGUUGUUGGUCCGAAUUCGAAAUUUUAAAAACUGGAACCGGGCGGCCGUGGUUUUUUUUAAAAUGACGUCGCUUUUUUAAAGGCAAAAUGAUACAUAAUUAUCAAUGGCCAACUUUAUCGUUCUUCAGAAAAAGUUCCGUCUUUAUGCGGGUUUGCGUAGCUUGAAAAAUACAGCAAGGCUUUUAUAGCAUGUUUUAAGUAAAAUGCCGAUUGGUGCAGGUGAAGCCGGAAGUUUAAAUAAACCGCUUGCUUGAGGUAAAUAUUGGGACUCUCAAUCACUCAUUCACCUGAUAAACGAAACAUUUUGUUUAAAAAAAAAUGCUAAAUAUUUAAAACUGUAGGCUAAGAAACAGCCGACAUAACGUAACGCCGCAACUGGUUUCCCCAACAAAUGACGUCUGAGGAACGAGCGCAGAAAUUCCAUACUGAUGACGCGUCACUACCCAGAUCUGGGUAGUGCUUCUGAUUGGUUGAAUAUUUUUUUGAUCCAAAUAGAAGAGGGUGUCUUAUUUAUUCAUUUUUUAUCAGAAGCAACACUCAGAUCUGGGUAGUGAAGCGUUAGCUAACCUGAGAUCAGGCACUAUUUUUGUUUCGCUUUGUAAAUAACAUUCCGGCGGGCAAGGCAAUAAACGAAAAGAAAACCUGAUACAAACCUUCUACGAAAUGUCUGUCGCCCACUUUUUUGAUUGAUUGACAUUUGCCGAAUCUGCCAACCAAAAUUAGUUCCGUCGCAUGAUUUUUACUAUGCAAAUUUUUCAUACGUGGGAAAAUGAAGAAAAUAGCUUUUAUCUUUUUUAUAACUAAAAAUAAAACAACACAGUCACACUUAACAAGGAGAUCUUGACGGUUAUUUUUGUUCGCGUAGAAGGUAAAACGUUUUCGAAAAGACGGCGACACGAUGUUCUAGUUUUAAUAUUUUGGCAAGGUGUGCUCGAUUUUUAAAAUAGUGAAAUUUCUAUUUUUCUUGUUGUUUCCCGAUUUUCAGUUCAUGAAUCAGAACAAACCAAACGAGUUCUCAAGUGCAUUUAAUUUAGUCCUGUGAGUACACUUGCAGUUUGCGAAUUUACUAAAAACAACCGCCUAGGAAAAUAUAUUUUUUUAUAAAUCCAGGUAAAUACUAUCUGCCACUUUUGCUAGACGAAACGACAAUACUAAAACUACAUGCGCAACGAAGCUAUAAACAAAAUGAUAAACAACUAUUACAAACACAUUUUGUAGUUCUGUUGUGUUGUUGUUUGAUUGCAGUUCUGAAAAGCUCGCUAAAUUUAAUGACCUAAACUAACAAACAGGAAACAGCCAACGAGCGAGGACAACAGUUUUUCUGGUUACCUUUUUUACAAAAAGCGAAGGCAAACAACAAGUCUGUAACCUUACAAUUAUAAGACUAGUAGCACUGACUUUUAAAUAAUGCCUACGAAAAUUCCUUGCACAGCGAUGCGAUAUUUUUCGUCUAAUUCCCGACUAAACUUUCAAAUGAAACCAGUUCUAACAUGGACAGUAUUUCCACCUGCAGUCGUUUGUUGGUAAAUCAAAAGGCACCUUGUUUGACGUCAUAUGUCAACAACCUGCAGAGGGGUUAGGCUCCGCGUCACACUCACAACAGUUCCGUAAGUAGGCCACUUCCGAGUACCAAAAACCCUCAUUUUCAAAAUGAGGCUAGGUGCACAACCUUUCUUGUGGAAAUUAGUUUUAUUUGCAUGAGAUUGAAAAAUGAUUUCUAUAUCAAAGGCUGAGCACGUACCCUUGUUUUGAAACAGAGGCCCGGGGAAACUCGGAAAUGGCCUAUACAGCAAAUCCUGAGAGGGUAUGGACAAUAUCUGAAUUUUCUGAAUUUCCAUGGCACAUAUUAAGGUAUAUUUUCCAACCAGAAGACCGUAAAACAAUAAAAAAGACAGCAAAAUCCUUCUCUCCACUGAUGGCGGAUCAUUCGCGAAAACAACCACGCGAAGAAUAACAGCGUUCAACUUCCGUUGAUUCCAACAGUCAAUCAGAUCCUGUGGCAUAUUGUUCAAACAGCCAAUCAGCGUUGCCGCCAAAAUCGGCCCCUGCAGUAAGCACAAACGUGAGAGUUUGUAUCAGGCGCAAUUUUAGCGGGAUUACGUAAAAGAGAAUGUAUUAGAAUUCGCUAAAAUUGGGCCUGAUCUCAGUUUGAGCGUUAGCUGUAGGUAAUGUCUGCGAUCGCUCCUUAGACGGCAUGACGCGGGGAGAGCAGUGGUGGCGUCCCGAAAUGUUCGCUGUUUAUACACGCUAAAUUUUACGUUAAAAAGCACUUGUCAACAGUAUUGUUUAAAUUGUUAUGCCAUGCAAAAAUGUAAUCAUUGACAACAAGCUUUUGAGAAGAAAACUCGGGUGGCAAAAUUUAAUGGAAAACUACAAAAUCUAGUUUCAGAGAGUAAAAAUGGAAAACAAGACUAAAAACACCAAGAAAUGUCGAAUCAACAGUGCGUAAAAGGCAGAUUGAAGAUCAGUUCGAAAAACUUCAACUUCUUCCCUGUUUUGCGUUAAUACUUGAGCGGUUUUGACGUUUGAUUUGUUUGGUUCUCUUUUCACAUAUUUUUUCUGAAUAAUAAAAUUCAUUUGUUUCUAGCUACCUUAUAACACGAAAUUUUCGCGAAUUUCGCGAUACAGAAAAAAAUCGCGAAAUUUAAGUGACGCGAACAAUAAGUGUUGCGAACACAUGACGCGAAAAUUAAGUGACUCGCAUUUGUCCAUAAUCAAGAAAGAACGAGUUUAUUACGAUCAUAUGUCUACUUUUCUGAGGAAUUUUCAGUGUAAAUGGAUGUUGUGGUCAGUUGACUCAAGAACAAUAAUUCACGCAUAGGCAUGAACUGCUGGCGGACAUUGUGAGAACUGCUUUGUUGUUACUGUUGACAUUUAGUCCCGCUGUUACGUUUUUCUUAAUUUUGACGAUAUUGUUCCUUUGAUAAAGUCGUUUUAUUUCAUCAAUUCAAAGGUAUGUUAAAUAACAUUGCCUUUGAAAUGAAAAUCGUUGUACUCAAAAACGCGAAAUUAAAGUUAUCUAUACUAAUUACAUCUUUAGCCCUUGAAAAAUGUAAAAAAGAAUGCAAUAUUCUUUAAAUUAUUCUGGUACAAGGUUUUUGUCCUCUGAAAAUUAAAGUUUCUCAAUUUCCUGGUGGAUUCCAUCUAUCAUGUGAAUGAAGCCGCCAACGAUUCCUUUCGAAGAAACGCCCGCUCCCGGAACCAAUCAGUUUGUAGGAUUUGGAGAAUUCCGCCCGCUCUCAAUGUACGAAAAAUUACAUAUAUCUGAAUAAAACGUUCACAGAAUAAAUAGAAAAAUAGAUUGUACUUACCUGGAUGCCUCUCACAGUACUUUGAAAAGUAAAGUCUUAACUGAAUUUCUCAACAUACUAAACUUGAUGCUGAAGGCUUUUUUAGACGUCGUAAGACUAAUUUUUUGUAUAGAAGAGCCUGUUAGGCUUUUUAGUAAUAUUUUAGUUUCGUCGAAGUAGAAAUUGAAAUUGAAUCUUAAAAAAAGAAAUGAUGAAAUCCGUCGUAUCUGAGAAAGCAUACAUCGGAAUCUUUGUUGAAAAAGGUUUCAAUUAUGGUGCAUUUUUUUUAGAAAUGAUUAGCUGUUUGAGGCCUAUCGAGAGCUCUGAAACUAAAAGUCCAGCGAAACAAUAAAAGCAAACCAACAAUAACAAAAACCACCGCAACUAUGUAAAGCCAGUUUUUGGGUGUUCUUUAAUUCGUAGUCGUUGAAAAUGAGGAUCAUUUUUCGGUUAUUAACAAAUUUAAAGGGAUGUGAGCUUUUCAGUUUAUGUUUAUACCCAUAGAAUUGGUAGCAAGGAGACAAAUAGCGACUUGCAAACUUAAGUCGUUUUUCAGUUUCGAUGAUUUUCUUAACUAAAAUAUUCUUUGUUCUGUUUGAUUAAACUUGUUCGCUUUUCAGGGCCUGAGUGACAGCUCUGAAACUAAAAGCUAAACGAAACAAAGAAAAACGUGCUUCAAAAAGAGGGCCUCAAGAAACUCUUGAUAACAUUGCACAUCGCGGGAACAAUUUUAUAAACAUCGUACCUUUGCAAAUCAUUUCAAAUUCGUUGUAUUUUUGUAAAAAAUAACGCCAGUUUUCUAAACUUUAAGGUUUCAUUUUUUUUUGCCUGAUAUAACUCGAAAUGGGGCUUUAUUAAACCGCUUUCCCUUGUCCGCGAUCUAUUGAUACGUCCAAUAUUUCUUGUCAUUUUUUUGAACCAAUAAAUUGGAGCUAAACACUUAGCCGUGUGUUAUUAGGUUGAAAGGCACUAAAAAGUAAUAUAAAGUAGUCAAGAGUUUUCCUUCUUUUUUUUGAAGUCCCGUAACUCAUAAGCCUCCUAAACCCUUUUGCAGGUGUUUGCCCUUAGUACUCUUGGUGACCACAUCUAUUUUCGUACUGACGUGACACCAGACGAGCUUGUGGGAAGAACUUGGAAAGUGAUUGAUAUUAGUAAGCCACAGAUGCCUCGCAGUGAAUCCACUGGCUCUGAUAUGGCCAGCUAUGAUGGCACCACGUUUGGAAACAAUCAAAGUGAGACACUUUGUCUUGUGCUAGUUUUAUAAACAAGUAGGAGUGUUUUAUGAAGUUUUAAACACGAGGUGCAGCUGAGUGUUUCACACUUGAUGAAACACGACAUUCGAGAAAACGGAGAAAUGUAAAGGUAAUUUAAGGAAGGUUAACAUUACGCCAAUUUUGUCAGUGGUUGUACUCAUCUGUGCACGCAAAUUGCUCUCCUGCUAAAGGCUGGCCGUAGAAUGUUACACCCUGUAACGGCUGAUAUUUACAAACUACAAUCCCAAAAUACGCUGCGAGACUCGCGCUCAUUCCCAGAUUUCUUAAAUCAGCCGACAAAAUAGUACUUGAUGCUAAUUUUCGAUUACUGCAUUUAACAUUAUUCUAAAUUUUUAUCACGUGUCCUGUUUUUUUUCCUUCUCUUUACUAAGGCUCCUUUACAGAGUCCGAUGACAGCUAUAGUGCCCAGUCCACUUCCAACCUGCCUUGUAAUAUAGAGUUCUUAACCUGGCUGAGCAGCGGCGCAUGUCAAGUAGAUGCUGCCUUUUUCACUGAGGUCAGCGGAAGCCUGUUGUCCUCUGCCUAUAGCAUGAGUCUGAUUAGUCUUAGUAGUAGAGAUGCUGCAUGGAGGAAAACUGUCAUACAGAGAUUGCGCACAAGAGAUGCCAAAGAAAGUCCCACAUGUGACAAGUUGUAUGAGGAAGCUGUUUCACAGGUGCGUUGAAAUAGAUAAACUUGCCGAGGCCUAAAAGCUGAGCUCCCUUUAAACGCUUAUGCUCGAAACGGGGAACGUAAGACCAAUUCAUAGGCUAAUAAACCUUAUCUUGCUCUAUCACUUGAUGUAAUUAACGAAUACAAGUUAAAGACCAGGAUUAAGUUGCUCAAAGAAAUCAACUCAUAUGUCCUGUUUGCAGUCAACCCUUGGAAAGCUAACUUACACUGGCAUGUAGCUCCGUGAGACUACAGUACUCGUCACAAAUCGUUGAAACAGGAGCCAUUUGUCUAGAAUUUUCUCCAGAUUUCUUAUAUUCACUCCUGACAUCUUCGCUCUCACUUAAAUUCGCCCCUCUCCUUCCCCAAUGUUGAGCCACGCGUAUUUUGGACCAGUGAGACGACUGUAAUACCCAAAUCAACAUUGGGGAAGGGGAAGAUCAGACAAGUGUUUCAAGAUUUGUGACGAGUAUUGUAGGUCCAGGUGAUUUAAUAGAAUCAUUUCAGGUAGAAUCAUCUUUACCCUCAGUUCUUUAACUAAUAUGUAUUCAGAGCCUGGAAACAAUGUGUUGGUUUCUUUUAGCUUGCCUAGAGGUGACUCUAGGUUCCUUUACCAAGGCCAGUGUAGUAAAUUUGGUACUAGGAAAGGAACUUUUCUUAUUCCUUACACUUCUUUACAUAAUAUGACUACAGCCUUUCAGUAACCUUGCUGAGCAUGCGCGUCCAUGUGCGCAAACUUAGCCUUGCUGCUUUACUGGGGAGGUAAACUCAACUGAUAUAAAAAAGGUUACGUCUCUGGCAGAAUAGGCGGGAAUUAUGUUUGUGUCAAGUAAACUUUAAGAGAGUAUUCGGUUUUCGCUCCAAAACUGGGAAAGCUCAAGAUAACUUUCCUUUACUUUUGUGAAGUCUUAUAUGAAGGUCAAGCGUGGUUGAAAAUUUACGUCGUAACGACUUUACUAUAAGCUAUUUAACCCUUAAUAAAGAAAAUGAUAGCAUAGAUAAGAAGAAAAGAGCAGAGCGACAGACGUGUUUGGCUAUGUGUACCAUUAUCACAUUUGAUUCCCCUUGGUGUGGACGUACGGACGUUCGGUCACACGACAAUUGAAAAAAUUCAGGGGCAUAGAUGCCCCAUUUUCUCGCCUAUUGUGCACUUAGCGAGGAUGUUAGUUUUGGUUCUUCCCCAACAAAAUUUCAGAUUUUUUCUGGCAAAGAAUUGUGUAUUUGGUACUUGAAGACAGUACGUGAAGAAUGUAUUACAAUGAUUUGGACCUUUUACAUCGAAAGCAGAUUGAAAGUUGGUGUAGAUUAAAACGCGCUCAAAAUGCAAACACAUACUUGUAAUAGUCUCAAAAAAGGUGUUUGAAUUCUAUUGCACUCAAUAUAAACGUCACCGUACUUUAAAACGAGUUGUGACGCAACGGCAACCACUUAGAAUAUACAAAAGAAUAACUAGCCUACGUAUAACGCCCAGUCACAUGUCUGUAAAAUACAGAUUAGGAAGUGAGCCUACGCUCUGCUUGCUCGGAGGAUGCUGAUUUUUUAAAUCCCAAGGAUCCAGCGUAGCAUUAGAUAUCUUCUUGCCAUUAGCAUCCUUUUGCUUAAAAGUGUUUUCCUUGACAAGUCUGUGGAGAGAUAAGUACUCUAUUAAACGGUUAACUCUGUUACUGCCGGUGUUCCUUAAAUUGUGAUUUUUUUGGCCGAAGCCGAAACUCUUUUAGCGCGACGCAUGUAAAUAAAUGAAUAAAUUACUCGUACUUUGAUGGCGACAAUGGGAUCUCUUUGAGAGGAGUUCUUUCAUUACACGUAAAUUUACGUCCUUGAACAAACAAAUUGUUUACCGUGACUCAGGAGAUAUUGAUACUGUUUAACUUUGCUGCUGAUUUUCAUUUGUCCCAAUAUCUCCCUUUCAUUCAUCAGCAGUGGAGAUCAUUGACAAACAGCGGCAGUUUAACGCCGUCGUGUUGGUGAUCACAUCGACUGUGAUCUGAUUGCAGUGGAGAAUUACUUCAACUUCGAAUCAUAAGUAGACUUUUAGCAGCGUACAGCAUACAUGUUGUGUUUCUUCGCAUAUCCGGAAAUUCCAGCUGAACGUGCAACCCAACAUUCCAUGUCUUAUACCAUCUGAUCAGAAAUUUUCCCGAGAACUUAUUUUCGCCAUUUCCAGAUUUUCUUUCGGUCCGGCUGUGAAAAUUAGAUCCUGUAAAAUUUCAAUUGUACCACACUCGUUAAAAGACUCACCGUUGUAGAGCUAGAUUUCAGGAGGGGGGGUUCCAACACAAGUAUCUCAGAGUGAAUUUAACGGUGCAAAAAGCGAAAAACUGGGUAAAAGAAUCAUGCUACGAGCGUAUACCUUAGCUGUGGUCUUGAAGUCUUCUUUGCAUCGCUCGUUACAAGGUCAUUUUCACGUUCAAUGUUUCCCAUGAGAGGUUCUAAUUCGUCCUCCUUUUGAAUUGGUGUUCUCUUGUUAAGGCUGUUGAGGUAGUUUCCGCGACGUUCGACUAACCUACAAUGAAAAUGAAAAGUGAAGUCGAUUUUAUUUUACUUUUGUUGAAACUUUUCUGUAAUAGACAUAUUACAUUGACACAUUGCAUUGUUACCGUUUUUCCUUUUCCUCCCUUUUGGCUUUGAACGAGCUCCAAGCUAUCCCCAUGUAACAAUUCACAUUAUUCUGCGCAAAAGAACCUUACCUUGAACGUCGGUUGAAGACUGAUUCUUGUUUUUUUCAGAGUGACGUAUGAAUAGGCUGCUGGCGCGAGCUUCAUCAGCCAAUAGGAGGAGAAUGCGUGCGCUAGCAACCAAUAAGAACCAAGCGCGCGCUAUUUCAGACAAUGAAUGAAAGGACGUGCUUCAUUAGUCAAGAGGGUUCGAACCUUUACAUUUAGUAACAAGUUGCUGAAUGUACCGGUUUUGGUAGUUUGGUUUCGUGGGUAAAGGAGACUAGACGUUUUGGUCCUGACAGUAAGACGAUGUUGCUAAGUCCUCGCUAUUGUUCUCUAAAGAAAGAUCUGAGCACUUUCUUUUAUCAGUUUGAUGCUGGAUAGAUAUACGCCCCCUUUGGGGUUUGAUUAUACUUUCUAUAUCCUCUUCCCUAAUCAAAAGUUUGUCAGGUGGCUGUAACGGCUUUGUCGUCUCAUCUUCGUUUGUUUUACAGGGUGAAUGGUGGAAGAAGGGCCACUUUCAGCUGCUCUUCGAUGCCAACUCCAACAUGUGGUGCCACUGUUUGUUUAAACUUGACCCAGGAGGAGAGGAUCGACAGGGAGCGUUACUAUGUUACUUCGAGAAAAACUCUAAUUACGAAGAGAUGCGGAUUCCGCUACAUGACAUCACGUGCGUGUGUGUCCUUCAUAAAAUGUCACGCAAUCACUGUUUUGCAAUUCAUACGCCUGUCAGAACUCAGCAGCGAAAUCCUCUUGUGAUUCACACAGGUAACGAAAAGGACCUUAACGACUGGGUUACGUCAUUAUCAGGGGCCGUUUCGCGGGUACAUAACCGAAAGGGCCCCGCUUCACCCAGGGCCAUUUGGGCGACAACUCGUUACGGAGAUGUCUUCUUUUGUGAGACACCCUUGGUCGAAAGCGAAGUGCAGCCAGCGCAUCUGUUUUGGCACCAAAUUGGCGGGCACAUGGACAAGGUGGAAAGCGGGGCUGCUGGAGUUGUCUGGGGCAUCAGUUUUGAUGGUUUGCCUUUUUAUUACACUGGGGGAUACGGAGGAGGCAUAUUUGCAGGUUUUGAAAGCAGCGUGUUAGGUAUUCACCAGCAAGAGGAUUACGAGUGGCACUAUAUUUUCGAGAAUCAGCGGUGGAACCCAUUAGAAGGAUAUUCAGACAGGUGAGUGACACAUGUCAAUAAAAUUGAUUGGCAAUUCUCAGGAUACUCUAAACAGAGGGGGAAUUACGACAGGUAGAAGCGGGGCCGUGAAAAAGUGAGUGAGACAUGUCAGUAUGCAGGAAUAGCGUUCUAUUUGUUUCAGUAGUAACUUAAUUCAAGCAAGUGAAAGGUGUUCUCCGAUAACUUUGCUGUACAUGUACAUAAGUGGUGCUACGUUUUGAGUCCUUGGGUUAAAUCCUAUAGUGUGACCAUUCAAAAGAAAGCUGCUUAGCAGUACUUUACGGUCGUACUGUUUAUUAUGCUGUACAAGGUGGUUCAAACUUUUGUGUCUGUGGAUAAAAUCCUAAAGUUUGACCAUUCAAAUAAAAGCUACUGAACAGUACAUUCCUUUGGUGCUGCUUAAUAUGCUACACAAGGCUUUACAAGUUUUAAGUCUGUGGAUGAAAUCCUACUCGGUUUUAGAGAGUGGACUGUAUUUCAAAUUUUCUUUAGUGAUAACUGCACUCGUGAGUAAAAUACUUGACUAUCACGUAUGCUUACAGACGCCUUCCCAGCGACCGAUGGAACUGGAGUGACGAGAGCGGAGUGUAUGAGCGAACGAGAGAAGGGUACUCACUUCCGUCAAGCCAGUGGCAGUGGUUAGACGAACCGUGGACAGUGGAGACAAAACCUAAUGUCACUGAUAAGGAUGGUUGGCAGUACGCUGUGGAUUUUCCGAGGUUUGUAGCCUGCGAGAAAGCUGUCCAAUUAGGUAUUACGAUAGAAGAGGUGUCACUCUCGUUUGGCUAAUGAAGCGAAGCGAAUGGGUUCUUGUUUUUCAAUUAGUGCUAAGAGGCGAGGUGCUAGAAUACUUAGACACCCUAAUAGAGUUUAAGAUGAUGGUGAUGAUGAUAAUGAUGAUGAUGAUGAUGAUGAUGGUGAUGAUGAUAACGAAACAGGCUGUUUCGCGGAAGGUAAAGAAGAAAUAGGCCGUUUCCGACUUCCAAAAUAUCUCCUUUAUUAAACGAGGCUAUCUGCAGAACCUUUCUUGUGAAAAUGAAUUUUAUUUGCAUGAACAUAAAAAAUCAUUUUCAUCAGUAGCUUGGCACUUAGUCUCGCCUUGAAACAGAGGCUUGGGACAAAUUGGAAAUUGCGUAUUAGCAAUAGAGACGAAAGCACUUGCUGCAGAACGCAAAACGCGUUCUGAAAAUAUGACAGCGCUUCAUUGCUUCGUCACGGACGCGUGCUCGCGCCCUGAAACUAGAAAUUAUCUUGUUUUUGUAGACUUUUCCGUGCGUUGUUGUGGCCUCAUUUCGCAGAACGUUACUAAUCUGGCCAAUUGGUGUUGGUGAGCUAUUGCAAAAAGUGUUUUCUUUUUUUGGGGGGGGGGCAUAUCUAAUACUGCUGCACUGUUUCGGACCGUUAAGAACAGAUGACGGAUCCUACACUCCGUACAAACCUUCAGCAUUGCUAACAGCCCGUAUUCUGGGCACAUACGAAGCGUGCAUCUCAUUAUUGCAUCAGGGCACAGUCAGUAGGAUAUUUAAGGCCUGUUCGUAUUGGCUCGGUAGACCCAGAUACUCGCGAUGAAGUUUCAAAGAAGGCGAUUGCAUUUUAUUGGUGACAUUUUUGGCGCCAUUGGUGUCGUUUUUACUUCGGCGGAGCGCGAAGUAAAGGAUUCGCGACGCUCAGGAAUGUAUCAAAGCUGCAAUUUUUUGGCAAGAUUGGGCAAGCAAAGUCUGUGGAUUUUCGGUUCUGUUCGGCUAUUUGACGCCGAAUUAGUUCGAGAUAUCUCGAGAUCACUUCGAUUUCUUUGAUAUACUCUUGAACUUUUUCGAGGAAGAAAGAAUUAUUAUUUUGGCUUUCUCGGGGUUUGAACCGACUCACCUGUGUGACCCGUCAGAUCAGAGGAGACUCUAAGUUUAGGGAUUAGCCGAUUGCGCUACUGCGACCCAAGGUAGUUUGAAUAUGAAAAAUAGUUAUGAAAUGAUGCACUAGUUUCGGGACAAGGUUGGGCGUGCAAGUUCGUGACUUUUCGCCUUGUUUCAACUAUUUCACGAAAUGAGACCGGACUACUUCGUGAUAUCUUGAGAUCACUUCGAGUUUAGUCUUAAAUUACUCGAGGAAUAAAUAGAGGAUAUUUUGUGGCCGCGCAGCGACACGAAAUUUCUCUUCGAGUGUUGAAAAACAUUUCAAGAGUGAGCCCUCCGUUCGACCUGUUUUAUGAUGAAUUUAAAGUUACAAAAUGCUGCACAAAGACAUUUUGUCUUUGUUGAGUGUUACGUAGUAAAAUUUCUUUCAUGCGUUGCGUGACUUUCUCGAACGUUCUCUACGUUUUUGGAUUAUUCAUGAAUAAUUAAUCAGGGCAUGUUUACAUUUCAGCCUGAGUCAGCAGAUUUGCAUCAGUUACUGAAAUCAUAAAAUAUGUCGAAAAGCUACUACUAUUCGCCUGUUUGGUAUUUUCUAGAACCUUAUGUCAAACGGUAUUCAAGUUCGAAGCGAGUUCUUUUAACGAACUAAGUUUUUUCCCACGAGCUGGACUGGUAUGUUUAGUCAAGUGUGACAAAGGUCGAUUUUCAGGUUCUGUGUUUACAAGUUCGCGGAAGCCGUAAGAUAUCUGAAGUUCAAGUGAGAGUUUGUUAUUAUUGGUAGAGGUUGUUUAGUUUUACUCAAAGUUCAAGUCAAGUUUGAGUUGGCGGAUGCUGUGUUUUAAAGCUCUGUAAAGGUUAUGUUCCUUUGGUGUUAAACUUCUUGUGUUAAUCCGACAUCCCUGCGUGCUGAUAAUUAUCCUCAAAACAUUCGAACUCGUGACUUUGAGUUUUAGCCAAUUCCAUGCUCAACGCAAUUGACUCCUUACCCAUGCGUUACAUAUCUUUAAUCAGUACAUGAGACUGCUAUGCUGUUUUUGAAGCCUGAUGUGACUAAGAAAAAUAGAGAUUUGUUUUUUUAGAAGGAAUUGUAUGGCUAAUAUCUCGGAGACAAUUUGUCCCGAAAUGCUAGUUUUUGGCAAGUAGGCCUCUUGGAUGUUGCUCUUUUCAGAAUAUCCUGACAAAUCCCAUAAUUUCACAAAUUAACACCUUACUCUUACCAUAUUUGAUUUCUUACUAUUCCUCCGCAUUUACAAUUAAUUAGUUCCACAACCUCGACGCCGAAGUGUACGCUCCGUAGCGUCUUGUUCCGUAAUGUAAGUCGAGGGGGGCUGUAAUAAAAGUACCUCUUCCCCAGUCUUACUUGGCUUGUGCGGUUUGGUCGACUCUUAUUAUCCUGACUGCUGACAUGUUUCCCACUUUCAAAUUUUGUAGGAGCUAUCACCGAGAGCGUGGUUGGAAUGAUUACGUUAGACGAAGACGCUGGAAAAGGUUUUUGUUCAUUUGUUAUUACCUUCAGUAAUUUAAACUACAGUCGAACCUCCUGCUAUCACUCAGAAAUUGUAUAAAAUAAAUCCUCUUCAAAUACGUACACAGCGGCGGAGGAGAGUUUUGAAACGUCGGGGGAGCACAUUUUUCACCCAGCCAUGCGCAUAUCCCUACUCAAAUUUUCCAAAAUGCCCUUUGCGUUGUUCGUCGGCACAAGCGAACCUCUUUACAAUCUUCACAGUGUCUAGCGUCAGUCCGUAAAUCGAUUUGUGACAAUGCAUCAGUAUGCAGUUGUGUCCUGCUUCAUGGUGCUUCUUAGGGAGUUCUUGAGUAUUCUGAGGGCAGAAAAUGUGUAUCGGAAACUCACUAAUUCGCAAACUCAGCAGAACUGCAUAUGAAUACAGUAGCCUGUAAACAUGAUUCCAUGUUGAGCGGGGCGAAAAAAGAAAAUCGGCGAGUGUGGCCUGGGUGGGGUGCAUGUAGUCUUUGUUUUGAUGCCGCCUAUCUGCCCACUUGCAAUUAUCCUGUAUGUCAAUAACAUGACAAUAAGGUAAUUAGACCUGUCAAAUUACGAUGUUUUUUACGCUUGGAUGGAUCGACUUCAAUAACAUUCGCGCGCACGUGGGUAUUUUCCGUGAGUAUUGUACAGUACCGCAAAUGAUCCCCAACCGCAAAUGAUCCCGAGACCGCAAAUGAUCCCCAAAAUGGACCGCAAAUGAUCCUCGACCGCAAGUGAUCCCUAAAGGCGACCGUAAAUGAUCCCGUGAAAACUUGAGGAAUGGAAUGGAUUUUAUGGGACUGAUUACAAAAAAGGACUGAUUAUAAAAAAGAAACCUUUUUCUCUCGCCUUUUAAAGAAGAAGGGAAGGAGGACGCUACAUCUCAGGUCAAUUUAUACAAGGCGAAAAACAAAAACUGAAAAGGUAUGGUAUUAACCGUAUACUUCUUCCUUUGUCGAUUGUUUCAAUUUUCUUUCAAGAAUGUUUCAUAUUUUGAAAAAUUUAAGACAGGCAGGACGUUAUGCCGAAGAAUUAUUUUUAACACCUAGAAGCUCAACUUUUCUACUGAGGAAUACAAAGCCCGGCACCCUCUACCUAACAAGAGCUUUAUUGACUUUACUGAUCUUUUUGAAAGCGUGAAAUUAAUCAGCGAGAAUAUUUCAUUUUGAUUUUUUUCUGAAGUGUUAAUUUUACGUGAUAAACCGCAAGACAUUUGUUCCUAACUUAGGUGCCCGUUACGAAACAAGACGUGAUUUAACAUAAACACAAGUCAAAAUGCCCCCGAACUUAUCAAUGUCCACAGGUUUCGGUUUAUUUCGAAAUAGCAACUUUCUCACAUCUCAUGAACGUGUUGUGAAUAGUUAUAUUAGCGUUUUUGUGUAUAUUCAUUUGUUGUGCUUUGCUGAAGACAGUUACCAGGAAUCUAAACCUGGUAAUGAGAAACGCAAAGCCAGGUAAGCAGUAGUUAUCGCGUGACAAAACAUCGUAAGAAACCGUCACAUUCACGGACUAAAACAAAAUCGCUUAUGAUUAUUCCGAUCCAGGAGGCACUUAGGAGAAAAUUAAACAACCUAAAACCCUCAUUUGGCGGCAAUGAAGAGCACUGCAUUUCAAAAGAGGCCAAAGGAAAUGCUCUUGCAUCAAAGGGCAAAUCAUGCCGACCAGAAACAACAAUAACCGCAGAAAAUGCGUGUCAUGACCUCUCAGUAUGAAAUAAGCAGCAAAAAUCCUAUUUGCUCAGUCAAAACGUUUUCCUCAGAGGUAUAAUCUACCCGCCAGAGCCGGAAAAAAGUCAUUGGAACAAGCAGCAUUUAGUAUUUAUUCAUAUAUUUAUUUGAGAAGUAAAAUUUAGCUUUUCACCUGACUUAUUGUAAUAAUAAUAAAAUCGACACGAUGAUCCGCUAACUUGAGUCCAAGUCAUUCCCAUUUUUCUUUCGGGAUCAUUUGCGGUCGACUUUAGGGAUCACUGGCGGUCGAGGAUCAUUUGCGGUCCAUUUUGGGGAUCAUUUGCGGUCUCGGGAUCAUUUGCGGUUGGGGAUCAUUUCAUCGCUCACUUGUCAACAGUCAAGAAUGUCAAGAAUGAGAUCAUGAUACCAGAAUUUGGUAUCAUGGAUCGGCGCCACAUCAAAACAAUGCCCCAGGUUACGCUUGGCUCGCUUCACUCGCCUAUUUUCUCUUUGGGCCCGCUCCACGGGAGCUUCUUCUCAGGCUAGUUAAUGAAAGGAGCAGUGGUAUCGUUACCAUAGAUCCUCAAGGGAAUCAUAUCCUGGUGAGCAGUUGCAUGCGGCUGCUUCAAAAGCGAGGAAACAGAAAACUCAGUUGUGCUAUCAUAUCACAAUAACUGACAUUUAUGUUUGAAAAUACACUGAGAACAUUAUUUUUCUUUCCACUGAAGAAAAGCUAAACUGACCACAACUGGUCCUUGGAUGAACGUGACACCUCAAGUAAGGUUACGUGACGUAUCUAUCCAGAUGGACGUGUACGAUGGCUCUGUAGCAGUGUGGGCUGUAGGGACAAAAGGUGACGUGUUAUAUCGGCACGGAGUCACGGAAGAUUGUCCACAGGUACAUUUAUUACCUUUUUGUAAUAAAGUUCACAUACAACCACAGCACUCUUAGUGGUUGAAUAAGCGUGCUUAAUGACAGUAUAAAACACGGAGCUAAAGCGAUCACGCCAUCUGCCAAUAGUUUGUUUUGAAAACUAGAAAGUUCUGGUUCGGGAAUUUACGGGAUUCUUUAUCAUGAAACGAAUAAAAUAGCCUUGACUCUGCCCUGUUCUGUUGUCAAGCACUUGGGAAGUGGUUAGAGUACUCGAGGAGUAGGAAGAAGCACUCGACUACAUGUCGUGUUUUUCCGUGCUUUAAAACAGAACAGAGUACAGUCAAGGCUUCUUUAAAAUAUUUCUGCAUUUUUGAUUGGCUCAAGUAGUUUGUCAUUAAUGAGAUGUUGUAGAUAGGAUGAACGAGUUUUUCUGAAAAUACAAUGACUGAGUGUUCUUUCUUUGUGGACAGAAGCAAAGUGGUCGUAUUAACCUCAGUUCCACUUUACCAGCUGUUAUCAGCUUUUAGCCGAGGUCUUUUGUUUUUACUCUGAUAGAGAAUGUUGUUUUACACCCUCCUUGCAGCAAUACAGGACGUUUAGAUUGUCAUUGUCUUUUUAAACAUUUGUUCAUGCUGGAAUAAGUCAUUAGAAGCAGGAACAGAAAAAAAACCAUCUUUCGUUUCGUUUGUCCGUAUCAUUUUUAAACAAAACAAAGGAAAAGAGAGGUGAAACAGAUAGCAUCGUGUUAUUAGCGAACGAGAAAUUUUAGCGCCGCCCUCAAAUACGCGCGACACCGAGAAGAAAAAAAAAUGGUGAAUGUCAAGGCGCUUAUUCGAGUACAACAACUCGGAAAGAUUAGAAACUAAAAAAUGAUUGGAAAAUCCCCAUUUUUCUCGCAGCUUUGCUGCUUACGUAGGCCGUUCCUCCUUCUAAUCUAGAGCAAUCCUGCCUCGCGCCAAAAUACCAGGAUCAAGUAUAUCCUAUCUGUUAUAUCGUAAUUACGCUGCCUACUUACGGUUAGGAAUAUUAUCAUGGGUUAGUUUUAAAGGGUUUAUUCGCUGAACCUUCGGAAAGAUUUACAAGAGAACAAUAUACAUAUCGUGCAGCUAGUAAUUAAAAUUACAUUUUUCAAAUGAGAAAUAUUACAAUGGAAAACACCUUUUGCAUUAUGAAUGGUUUAAAGGUAGAACGCAGAUGGCUUAUAGCCAUAUACCACCUCACUACAAGUAUAUCUUCUUUUUUUUUUUUUCAAUUUUUUUCGCCGCAAUAGAACUCAAAAAUCUGAAUUUUAAGAUGUCUUUUCGUCAAAUUACUAAAGCCAUAUUUCGUACCACCUCUUAUUACAAAAUUGAAAAGAGUAUAUUAUACAAGAUUAUUAUACACGGCAGAUUGUUUGUUUGUGGAGAUUUACAUCUAUCCUGCUUUUUGUUAUGCCUGGCUUAAGAUAUCGCUUGGAAUGUUACUUGAACCGCUAUUUCAGGUGUAAAUCUAUGGGCAGUAAUCAUUGCCUAACUCGCUUAGGUGAUCCCUUUUUGGCAGCUUUUAAGUGAAGUUGUUAUUAAAAUUUUAAAAGAAGUUGAAGUUUGAUCGAUUCUGAAAGCGAGAAUUAAACUCAGUCUUAAUUUGCUGGUUGCUUUCGUCACGGCAAAUUAUAAAUCCAGUUUUAGCUAGAAAAUUCUGUGAGUUAUGACAGCUACAUUUAAUCUGUGGGUAUUUCUCUUAUUCAAAUGAAAAAAAUAACAGUCCUAUCUUUACGAAACUAUUCUCGAAAUCCCCCAUGGCGUUUAUUUAUCUUAUUUCAAUUUCCUGAGAGAAAACAGAAAAUAUUGAAAAUAACAAUUAAACGUUUACUUUUAUUGUUACCAUUAAACUGUUGUUCGUUUGUUAAAAAGAUGUUCUAGAAACGUGAAAUUAUUUGGCCUCAUUUCAAUAAGCUUAAGCUGUUUUAUAUAUGCGUUAUUUAUUUUGGUGUUUAUAGCUAAACCCUUAGCAAAUUUGCAUGUUGAUAAGUCGUCAAAUGAUUAAGCCGCUUUUAAGCGGUUGUGAUGACAGAUGCCCAUCUUCGUCAGACUACUAAAAGCUUCGGGGGCUGUAUUUACAUCCAAAUUCGCGAAAUACAGCGUAAUUUAGGGACUUGUAGGAGUUGCUUUGUGGUGUGGUUAAGUGAUAAAAGCAGGAGGUUAAUACGCUUUGAAUGGCGAACUACACCAUGUUUGACAAAACUGAGCAGGUAGUUGGCGCCGAGCAGUGCCCCGAUACUGAUGAACUCUCAGGACGGUCGUCACUAUUCUUUUUUGCCUUUAUUUUUGCUUCAACGAUAAACAUUUUUUUGAGUUGCGCUGUUAUAGUUGGAAAUACUUUGAUUGUUUGGGCUCUUCGCGGUGCAAACUCCAUUCACCCUUCCUCGCGAACGCUGUUUUACUCGCUGGCUGGCAGUGAUCUCAGCGUCGGCUUCGUGGUUCAACCAUUCAACAUAAUCCAUCUGGUAACCUCCGUUACAGGUGAUUCAGUAGCCUGCUUGAGAACGCUGCCUUAUCUUAAUGUCAUAGGGUUUGCAUUGUGCGGCAUAUCGCUUUUGACCACAUCAGAGAUCAGUGUUGAUAGACUGUUAGCGCUUCGAUUGAAGUUCCGUUAUCGAUUUGUCAUAACUCUCAACCGGGCGCGCUUUGUUGUACUUCUUACAUGGCUCGCGAGCUUCGCUGCUGGAUUAACAACUCUUUGGAGCAAGGCAACAUUCACUAUUUUACAAAUAAUCGGCGUUUUCACCUGCAUUGCUGUGUCAUCAACCAGCUACAUAUGGAUACACGUCAUGCUUCGCCAACGAAAUAUACAACGAAGAGAAAGACAGCUCGCUUGGGAACUACCAAGCUUUAGUGCCACGAAUUCGAGUGGCUUUAACAGCGUGAAAUAUAAAAAGACAGUGUCUACAGCUCUCUGGGUUUACUGCACUUUGUUGCUUUGCUCUAUGCCGUACAUGGUUGUGGCGGCGCUCUGGGCAGUUUUCGGUGGAAGCGAAGCAAUUCUUAUCUGCCAUGCUUUUACACUGAACCUACUAUACUUUAAUUCCGCGCUUAACCCCCUGUUAUAUUGUUGGAAGAUCAGAGAUGUUAGGCGUGGAGUGAAGGACAUACUUAGUCGGCUUUCCUGUAGUCCAUCCCAUUAGAAUUUUUCGAGGUUUCUGAUAAAUGGCAUCAGCGCAUUGAGCUGUCCUUCGUUACUGUGGUCAAACGUAACGAUUUCAUCCAGACAUAAACGUUAGAAUCAGUUUGGAAAAGUCUUGUCCAAUAGUUUUGAGUUGAAUGGUCACAUGCACUCGGCAUGAUUUCCGAUUCUCAGAGUCAAUAGUUAGAACCACCUUGUGGAGCAUAACAAACAGUACCACAGGUUAGCACUGCUCAGUAACUUUAGUUUAAAUGGUCACACUAAAGGAUUUUAUCCACAGAAUCAAAAGUAGAGAACCUUGUUAUUUCUAAAUAAGACCCGGCCGUGGCAUCAAGAACUGCUCUGGCUGAUAUAAUUUACUCUUGGUAAAUAACGAUAGCAGAUCUGCGUCGUAACAGUUUGGAAACGUAUUGUUUUUUAAUAGUCAAAUGAAAAGACAAGACCACAACUCCACAGGUCUUCUUAUUAUUGCUCUUCUUGGUGGUAUAAAACCCUCUCUUAAAGGCAGUAAGCCCAAGUUCGCUGCGUUCUUACGUUGAAGCACACUAAGAUAUAUCUGUUCAUUUGGUGAAUGUGGAAAAAUGAUAAAUGUAAGUUAGUACCGUAGCACCGCCACAAAAACGUGCGUAAAAAAAUGGAAAUGAAAAAAUAAAUUUAGAGGAAUUGCUGACUUCUGACACCGCUUCUUCGCUUACUACAGUUCCAAUGUUUAAUAAUUAAACGCGCUUUUUUCCCAGCGGUAUUAGAGGGUUAUUCAGCUUACUGAUGAAUCGCCUGUAGCGCUAACACUUGAUCCGUAGGUUAAUCUGAAAUUACUUAAUAUUUUUUUGGGUAGUAAGCUUCGGUUCUUUACCAAGCGAUGAAUUAUCAAGAGUCAUCUUGAUUACUUGUUCAUAUUAAGAAUUAAGUUAGAAUUAAGUCAAAAAGUACAUUUAAAGCUGAAUUUUUUCCUUCCUUUCUUGUACUGACUAAAGAACGACUGUACUUAAACUUGAAAGUAUUUAACAUAAAAUAAGUCGCACGUUAAGGUUUUGGAAUAUGUGUUGUUUUUUUUUUUUUUUUUUUUUGAAAUAUCGCAAAUUUUCUGCCAGGAAGCUCCUUAAAAUCGCAAACGCUCUUUAGAUUUGAUUUUUAAGAGGGUAGAAGAAUUGUUGAAAAAAUUGAUUGACCUCAAGCGACAGGUGUCUCUGUUUUUAUGCGAGUGUCAUAAUAAAGGGCUUUUGGAAAAUUUCUACUUUACUUGGAGCCAGCCAGUAAUGCUUUCCCAAAUUCGAUAUCAUAAAUGUUAUACCGGAUAAAAUCAAUUACUGGAAACUUAUAUUAAUGUCUUAGAUUUCAUGACAAUUUGUUCCCCCAUGACGGGAAGUCAAAUCGUCCAAUUUUUACUAUUCAAAGUAAUAAAGAAAUCAAACACAAAGAUUUAUCUGUUAUCAAGACGUGAUGAAGAGAAAUUUUCCACACGUUUAGCAAACCUGAGGAAAUUAAUCUUCGUCAAGGUGUUCCGUUUUAAAACACAUUCAAUUUAUUCUUUUUCUUUUAUUUGCUUCAGUCUUUUGCACUUAGUAAAUAUUUGGGUCUUCAAAUGGAGGGCGGCAUAGCAGUUGUCACGUUUGCAUGAAAAUUAACGUCGUCUUGUUUGACCAUCUCCAAAAUAAUGUCAUUUUGACUUACAGAUCGCACUUUAGGAUUAAUUCACAGACUCAAAAGUAAGAACCACCUUCUACAGCUUAAUAAACAGCGUCGCAGGAAAGUGCUGCUCAGUAGCUUUCAUUUGAAUGGUUACACUUAAAGAUUUCAUCCACAGAUUCGAAAGUUACAGAACCACCUUUUGCAGCAUAAUAAACAGUGCCACAGAAAAGUACUGCUUAGUAGUUUUCAUUUGAGUGGUCACUGUUGGGGUUUCAUCCACGGACUCCAAAGUUAAAAUCACCUUUUGCAGUAUAAUAAACAGAAUCCCAGGAAAGUACUGCUCAGUACUAGCUUUCAUUUUAAUUUUCACACUUUUAAGAUUUAAUCCACAGACUCAAAAAAUUGAACCUCCUUGCAGAACCCUGACAGGAAACUUAAGCUCAGUAGCUUCGAUUCUAACGGCCAUUUUUCAGGAGUGUCAGCGACUCAUCUUAAGAUAUGGAGGUCUGUACACACAUGGUGUUAUCUGGCCAGGACAACCGGCUGGAAAAUCUCUAUAAAUAUUCUAUAAAAGUGUCCUGUAACGCAGGAAUCGCCCUAUGCAAGGGAAUCUAGAUUCCAGAAUCCGGGAAAUUAUUGCUUGUACAAUUCGGAACCCUGGGCUUUGAAAUCCGGAAUACAGCCCAAGGAAUUCGGAUCCCACUAACGAUUAGAUCCAGAAUCUAAGUUCCACUGACAAAAAAUCCGGAAUCCAGUACCUGGAAUCCGAAACCCACAGUGUGAAAUCCAGAAUCCUAGACUGUCUCGGGUUCCAUUUCAUGGGGCGACAGGAAACAGCUUUCUAAUCAGACAAUUAUCCGUAACUGAUUAAGCGAGGUUAAGCUGUGCUCAUUUUUCUCUUCUUGAAACAGGGCACAGCUUGGGAGCACAUUUUGACCGACCUUCCGUUUAUUAGUAUCUCUGUUGGGUGCAAGCGAAGAGUCUGGGGGAUAGCUGAGAACGGAACCGCUUAUUUUAGAGCUGGCUUCGGAGAAAACAACAUCACAGGUACAACGGUGACGAGCUAGUAUUAGUGAAGUGUCAAGAAUAAAUAUCAAUCCGUAGUAUUGAUAUCUUUUUCCCUUAAAGUUUCCAUAGCCCUAAAUAUUUUAUUUUGUUAACUGAAAGAAGACACUACUAAAAAGACGUCGAAAACUGAUUUUGCGUUUCGAGCAAAAAUCCGAUUUUCUUUUAGAAAAUUUAACAUUCUAAAUUUCUUUAGCACACCCGUUCAGCUGAUCAUGAACUUGACGAGCUUAUAUGUGACGUCAAAAGACAUAAAUUCAGGAACUGAAAAAGCGGGUUUUGUGCAUGCUUAUUCCUUUCUUAGGGUCACUUUUGUUAGUUUUGGUCGGCUUUGCAGAGCACAGCCUUUCGUCGUAUUCCUAUCAUUUUGAAUUUACUGACCCAUGGAACGUCUUAUUAAGUUAUUUAGUCCAAAUCUGUGCACAAACCAAGGAUUGGAUUCACACUGUUUUCGGUCACGGGAGCGUUUUGAAACCUUUUCCCAGAAUGGAGCAAUUUGAAAACGCUAGUUGCGUGAUGACACGACUAGGAGACUAGGAUUGAGGCAGCGUUUUGUUUUCAGACUCGACAGCAUUAGCGUUGACGUGUGUUGAGUUUUCGUGUUGGUGAGAUUCUCACAAUUGCUGCAUUUCAAUUGGUAUCUCAUCUAAGUUACAUUAUUCUUCCCUCCUUUCCCCUUGAACAGGGACAAGAUGGUUCCACAUUAGCGAAAAGCCUCCUCAUCUAUAUCAAGUGUCCGCGGGAGCGACGUCAGUGUGGGCUCGUGAAAAAAACGGUAAGAUUGCGCAUCCUAAACACCAGGGGCCGAGUUGUUCAAAGCUGGGUUAAGAUAACCCAGGGUUAGUGCGAGAUUUGAAUUUAGAUUUGAAAGCUUAAAAAGCAUUUCAGUUUUAAUUCUUUUUGUCUACAAGUUGAUGAUUGGAAGCUCUAAAAAUAACAGAGAAAAUUAUCCGAGAAAAUACUUUUGAACACAAGAAAAAGGAAACCGGGGAUAAAUUUAACCCCGGGUUAGGCGCUAAUCGGCCUUUGGACAACUGGGCCCUGAGUUAUACAAGACCAACACUACGCUUAAAAAUUAAGCUGCAAGGUGUCGUAAAAAUUUGGCUAACUCUGCUUGAAUAGACAAUGAUGUAAUUCUUGUCAAACCUCACACUGUGUAUUUUGCGUGGCUAUUAAAUCUUCGUCUCGUUUUGAUAGAAUAUACAAACUCGACGCGACUACUCGUAUACAUGUAGGCAAUAGACCAUUUUCACGAUGACGUCAUUUUUCGGCUGCAACCAGCAUCCUUCAGGGUUUUGCUUUCUUGUGCAAAUUAGGGAUUUUGUCAUUUAAACCUCACUGGGAUUACCAAUUUAAAUAUGAAGGGAAAAACGAAACGAAAUGGCCACUUGCACAUUUCCCAUAAUGCACCUUAUUUGCCCCCCAAAGAUUUUGGUGGGACGGCUGUAAUACCCAGGAGAAAUGAAAAGCAAAGGUUAUGCAAAGUUUUGGGGGGCAAAUAAGGUGCAUUAUGGGAGAUGUGCAAGUGGCGAAGUUUUAUCACUUGUUUGCCCUCCCGAAAUACCACGUGACAUUGCGAGCGUGCAAAGAUGGCGGGUAUCGUGAAAAAGGCCUGAUGCAAGAAAAAAUAAUAAAUCAAAUUUUUCAGAAGCUGCAAAAAAACACUUUCGAGAAUUUUCCCUUGCUAUGCGCUUUUGUCAGACACAUUUCUUCAUUAUUGGAUACCUCGAUUUUAAACAUUCCAUCUCAUGUUUUUUAUGUCAAAUAACGUAGAACUGUUACUUAAACAAAUGUUUUAAAGCCGAGUAGCCGGCUCCUCCAAAGAUUUGAGCUUUCCGUCCGUUUAUUACGUUUUUUCCCUUCUUUUUGUCUUUUUUUUUGCGCGCGCUUUAUGCAAACGCUGAGUCAUCUCAGCAUUCUCGCUGUUGCAAUGAAAAGCGUUCUCAUUUUUUUAGGCCGAUUGAAUCAACGUCUUUAGCUUGUAUAUUUUGUUUUCCCACAGGUCAUGUGAUAAUACUCAAGAGAACUUUUCUUUUCAAAUGUCAUCUUAUUCACGUGCAUAUCUAUGCAUAAUUUAUGAAAGGACAAAGGGUCAAGUUCCCCUGGGACCUCUAUUGAGCCAGAAACGUGUAUUCUUGGUUUGCAACCUUAACCACGUGAUAAGACGGCCACGUUGGGGGUCAAUACAAAAGAUUAUUUUCGCGAAGAAUUUACUUGAAAAUAGAGUUUAGUUCCAAGAGGAGCAAAAUGCUUCUGUUCUUAACCACCAACAUGGCCGCUUUGACGUCACGUGCAAACUAGCAAUUGACAAGUGGAACUCCCAUCUCCUCGAGGCGGCUUUUAGCUCUUGAAGCUAUGUGGCUCUGAAUACACUUGCUUCGUAACACUGCCUAAAUGAUUGUGAUUUUUUCCCAGGUACAUGCUGGUAUCGUCAAUACAUCACUGACUCUUACCCAGAAGGCACCUCGUGGCUGUCUCAGCAAUUUAAAGUGACGUCACUCUCAAUAGGACCUAAUAACCAAGUAAAUGCAAACAAAAUAUACAGAUGGGCAAUAAGCUCCUGCACAGUCGUAUGUUUUUUUUCUAAAAAUCCCUCCCUUUGCAAGGCGCGUAAGUUCUUUUAUCGACUUCGUCGACAAGAGAUCUGGGUACAAGAUUACAAGGCGCGUGAAGCGAAGGGCUGGCGUGAAAUUCUUGCCGGAAGGGUGCGACCCUCACACGCGAGCUCUCUGUUUUUGUACUCUCUCAAGAUCUUUCUUUUGGCGAUUGCUUGCAUUCUCUACCAAGGCAAAAAUAUGGUUAAGGGCCGACCAUUUGACUUUUGAGUUGAUUUGGUUCGGGCAAGAAUCUUUAGUGGAGACAGAAAUUUUUCCCCAACGUAUUUCGCCGUGAGAGAGACUCUUUUCAGUGCAGAUUUUUUCCCUUGAAAUCAGUCUGCAGGAUAUCAAGUGGCGAGUCCCUUCGUUUUCAGUUAAAGACAGUACAAAGUUUCAAAAAUCAUUCUGGAUACAGUAUUUUUCAGUUUGAGAACAAUGUAAACUUCGUAAAACGCGAUAAUGACUUCACAUCGCUAUUCGGUUCAACAAGGAAAAUGGGUUUAAUUAGAAAUUGGAGUUGUAUUCAGUUUUACUACCUGACGAUCGUUUCUGCUUCUUACUGAAACUUUUUCAACGGGGGAUAAGUUUGUUGAUUCAAAUAGUUCCUAUAGCUCAGGCUCAGCUGUUCAGUUGUCCAGAAGGUGAGAAGUGCUAUUUACCAGAGAAGUUUUAAUGGACUGGGACCGUUCGUUGCAAGGCAGUUUGGAGACACUGUGAUGAAAGUGUUUGCACCCCCUAGGAAACUUGAGAUUCGCACGUGCUCGGGUCUUGAAACCGCGGGAAGUCUAUGUGCCAGUCUCGCCAAGCAGUAAUAGUUAGCCUGCGUGGCAAGCGUUUCACAUCGAGAUAUUGCGCCAAAGUUGGAGCGAGAGCAAAAGAAAUGGAAGAAGAGAGAGAGGGGGAGGUUUUCUUUUCUGCCCUCCCCUUCCGGGGACAUUCCUCUUUUCUUGCUCUCUCCUCCCAACUUUCUCGACCAACGCGAGCGGAAACGCUUGCUACGCAGGCUAAGCAAUAAUAUGUUUUUCGUGGCCGAAAAACACACUGUUUAACUUAUUUUCAUCUUGUUAUAUCUUUGAACUUUUCUUGCUUUCUUUCAGGCUUGGAUGAUUAAUAGAAAUGCUAUUGAAAGGCGUUACAAAGUGACUCAAAUUGACCCAUUAGGGAGGGGUUGGGAAGUCGUUUUGUCGGUAAGUUGGUAAUGUAGCUACCCAUUCUGAAUCCAGACACUCGAUUUUCUGUACAAGGCUUCUUAUGUUAUUUUUAAGCCCCACGUUUGUAUUGAAUUCAUCUCUGCCUCUUCACAAUGCAGCCAUUAAGUCGCGAAAUAGAAAGCCAUGUAUUCGGAGGAGGCUUCUUUGCGCUACACAAGGUGGUUCAAACUUUUGAGUCGGGGAAUAAAAUCUUGAAGUAUGACCAUUCAAAUUAUGCUGUACAAGGUGGUUCUAACUUUUGAGCUUAUGGAUGAAAUCAUAAAUUAUAACCAUUCAAAUGAAAGCCACUGAGCAGUCCUUUUCUGUGGCACUGUUUAUUUUGGUACACAAGAUGGUUCUAAAUUUUAGGUGUGUAAAUGAAAUCAUUUCGAUGCUAAGUAUUGCUUGGCUUUAGUGCUAAGCCUUAUUUUUUUUGUUAACAGGAUCACUGGCGUCACAUCAGCGUCAGAGCUGCUUUCGGAACAGAGGAAUUUGGCGAAAUUGACGAAGCGGAAGAAGCAAUCAAAGAAGUUCAAUUCUCGCAGCCUAGUAGUUUACUGACUCCAGUUGAUCUUAGUGAAGUAGAUAUUUACAGUAUGUACAGUCGGAAUGACACACCGCAAACAACACCCGCCAGCGAGUUGGACGAGGAUGAGUUAUAUGAGGGUACUUAG
Messenger RNA from Porites lobata, 44608 nucleotides. The record is from the annotation of a GenBank genome assembly. NCBI's taxonomy places the organism in Eukaryota, Metazoa, Cnidaria, Anthozoa, Scleractinia, Poritidae.